Molecule: messenger RNA, 52164 nt
Organism: Podarcis lilfordi (Lilford's wall lizard)
Lineage: Eukaryota; Metazoa; Chordata; Lepidosauria; Squamata; Lacertidae
Source: the annotation of a GenBank genome assembly
AUCUCCAAUCUGCUGUUGAGUCACAGGACCCACAAACUCUUCAUGUAAGCAUCGUUAAGUUAUGGUUUACAUGAACAGCACUGAUACAGCCAAAGGCCCGCUGCAGCCACCCACAGUUCAUUUCAGGGCUGAGAACGCCCUCAAAAAUCUGUUUCCUAUUUUAUGGAAAAACCUCUGAAAUUUGGCAUGGAUUUUGAAAGCACAUAAAGAAAACUGUCUGAGGCUUGGCCUCCGUUUGAGAAAGCUGACGCUGCUUUUGCAAACUGCUCUCAGAGAUCCAGUGACUGGCAUCCAGAAGACGGAAGGAGAACAAAAAAAUCUUCCUUAAGAGAACAAGCGGGAGAAUGAAGGUCUGUAAAAAAUAAUAAAGUGAUACAUAAAUAGGUCUGGAUUUUGGAGGGCUUUGAAAACUUUUUGUUCUGUUGCUCGGCUGUGAGAAAAUACCAGAGGCAGAAGGCACGCUCUCAGUAGGAAAAAGAAACUGAAAAAGCAUAUGGCUCGAGACAUAUUUGAAGGAGACUUCAGCUGUUGGCAUACAAUAUGCUGCUGAAAUCCUAUAGUUUUGCUUUGGGAGGAGGGGAAUGGACUACAACAAAAGUCUUGAGAACUGUCGUUUCUGUAACUGAUUUCUAUUCUACAGAUCCAGCUGAAAAUCUUAGUUGGAGUGAUCUCAUGUCUUUUCCUGUCUUUGUUCAUUAUGUGUGCUGUAUUAAUUCCUCCGAAAGGUAAGAAUUUUCAUUCCUGGAAAAUACAAAAACCUAUGUCCAUAAAUGUGUCUGCAGGCAGAAUUAUUUUCGGCAGGGCUUAACAUGCAUGUAACUUUGAGUAAGUUUGCACCCUAGCUUUUCUUUCUUUCUUUUUAAGCUACAGCUAACUAGUUUAACAAUAGGGGGGAAAUCCAUUUGCUGUCUUCUUGCCAGCACUACUGUGGGUUACCUAAGGUAUAGGGAUUUGGGGCUGCCAUUAUCUAUACCCUGGAAAAAUACAGAUGCCUGCAUGUGUCGAUGCAAGGAAUCUUUUCAAGUGAAAAGUCUAGUUGCAUUGCCAUUGGUGCGCAUCACUGGUAAUACAUUUUGACAAGGCUACAAACAGUGUUUGGAACGGCCAUCUACCUGUUAGCAUGCAUUUCCGAACUCAUGACAUUUAUGGCUUGUUUUCCUCCUAUCCGUUGCUUUGGAUCAGGUUACUGAUAAUCCUGGGUACAUACAGUGUGCAAGCACUUGAGUCUGAUAGGGUUUCCUUAUGGGAUCUGGCAUCUUCCUGUAUGUACACGUGAAGUCAGGCCUAUCCAACAGUCACUCAGAGAUUCAACAUUAGUCAUGCUCAGCUUAUACCCACCGAAAUGAAUGCUCCUAAGUCAACUGAUCUUAACUAAUGAGUGACAGAUACCACCCCAUGACUGUCGUAACAGAAAGCCUCUCAAAAAUAGAAAAGAAAAAGCUCAUCCUCACUUUUUUAAAAAAAGAGAAGAAUCAAUGUUUCCUUUCUUUCAUCAGGAUAAAAUAAUGGGAAUGUGUAUCAGUUAUUUUUGUUGCUGUGCAUAUUGUGCGGGGAGGGCAGUCCAUCCUCCGUUAGUUCCAUGUUUAUAUAAAACAGAAAAUAUCCUCUAUUAAUUCUGUGUGUGGUAGAAAACCAAUUAUUCAGCAAACCUUAAAUGCUACCUUCAACAGCUUUACCAAAAGGUCCCUUAAGCUACUAUGGCUGACAGAAGAGCUGAGAGAUACUUAGCCUGAACUUUUGACAGGAAAAGCAUAUGAAAAACAGGGCAGAUAUUAAUGAAUUUUAUUGCUGAUGGGAGGCUAACAUUUUACAGCAUAUAAAACGUUCAUAGCUAGUAAUCUUGACAGCCAUUUAUUUCUACUAGCAGUAGAUAGCUUUUGGCACUUGGGUGCAUAUUUUUAGGGCUCAACUUAUGUCAGUGAUUGUGAGUUGUUUCAAACUGCUUUUAAUAUUAGAUUUUAACAUAACUAGCCCUGAGACCUUAGGAUGACAGGGAGGUGAGGUAAUUAAUAAUGAUAAUAUGAUUAAUAUUUUAUCUCUGUAAUCAGCUGGGACUUAAUUAGACUGGCCUUCAUCUGUGCUUAGCCCCAGUAACCUUGUAUUCAGAACAGAUAACACAAGAGACAAGACUGCCUUGAACACAUACAAAAUGGCUUUUCCUUCACAAUGAAGAGCUAUUCCUGCAUAAUAUAUCUAAGGACUGGGAAUAAGAGAUUCCAGGACAAGAAGUUCCAGCUUAAGCUUAGGGGCAACUUCUGUCUUCAGACAGCUUCUGUCCUUAGGCCCUUUUUCUCAGCCAAGUGGACCCUUUGCCUCAGGCCUCAAAGCUGGACCAUUGUGAAGUCAAAGUCAAAGUUUAUUUGUUGUUGCGACCAUCUUAGUCAAUUCAAGUGACCAUUGUGAACAUUUCUAGUACUGAUUUCCCUCAGCAAACAAAAUGUUCAUGAACAUUCCAUGAUACCACAACAGUUCAUCCAGUGUGUAGGCAGGUACUAGAGCAGGAAUGGGGAAUAUCAGGCCCCCCCGGGCCUCCAAAUUUCUUCACCAGGCUCUUCAUCAGACCACUCCCCUCACCUGGCACCUCAAGUGCUUUUCUCUGGCUGGAACGUGUCGUUGAACUGCGAUAAUGUUUCUUUCUUGCCAGGAUGAGCAAAAGAGAGAAGUGUCUGUAGAAAUCUCUGAUUGCUGUGAGGAACACCUGUUGCUUCACCUGCUCUACCUUCUGGUCCCACUUCACCGCUAGCAGGUGGUUCUCAGAAGGUUGACCAUAAGGGAGUGUGGUCUUCAGGUUGAAAAAGAUUCCUCACCCCUGUGUGCAAUGAUCCACUACAGCUACCACCAUGUCCUUCAGUACAUUGCAAUAUAGAUUAUAUCGCAAAUAUGCUGUCCAUCCUGAAGAAAAGUAUGAUCCCUGCAAGAGUCAGAUGAAGACCAUGUAGCCCUCCAGAUGUUGAUAGUCUCCAGCUGCCAUCAGCCCCAGCCAGAAUGAGCAAUGGUGAGGACAGAUGGGAGUUUUAGCUCAACAACAUCUGGAGGGUCACAGGCUCCCCAGCCCUGAGCUACAUAAAUAGGUGACAAAUGUCCUGUGAAUAGACCUUAUAACUACAAAUCAUGUAAGUUCCUAAUACUGUGGAGUAACUUUUAGGCAUUCUGGUAGAAUUGCUGACAGUAGCAUUUAAGAUUCCCACUGCCCUCGCACCCAAACAGCAUUGUCAAAUAUCCUUUAUACCAGAAAUACUAUUAAUAGCAGGUGCUUUAUGUUAAUUCUAUGCUCACAAUAGACAUUUUUUAAAGUUUUUUUUUCCUGGAAUGUGUGCAGCGAGUCAUAAGAUUCCUUUCACUUUAUGCUGAUUAAAAUGACACCCUUGUGUUUUAAUGAACUGUAGUGUAAGCUUUUUAUCCUUGGCUUUUUUGAAGCUCUCAAUUAGAAAGUGCCAUCUGAUGGGAGACGAGCUUCUUCUUCUUUCAUGUACAUUUAUUUUGAAAGAUUAUUGCUAACUCAGUAUUUGCUAUGAUAGUGAUUAUUUGUGUGCCUAGACUGGCCUUCGGGUUUAUUUAUCUUGACAGCUUUCUUCUGCAUUUGCGCUGGCGAGGAACAGUGUCAACAGUAGAAGUGACAUGUGUGUUCUAGAGUAACUAAUAGUUACAUAGAAGAAGAAAAACAAGCAUUAUCUUUCCUUUUCCUUUUUAAAUAUUGAUCUGUUAAAGUAAACGUGGUGAAAUGUUUCAUCAGGAGUCUGAAUAUAUGACCUUGAGGGAAGUCCCUAAGUGAGGGAGUUAUGGAGGAGCGAGUAUCACCAGAUACAAUGACCAGAUAUGUUUCUCCUCUGAGCACCUACUGAAAUGGUGGUCAUCUCAAAUCUCCUUAUUUACUACUGCAGCGUCACGAAGUUUUUGAAAAUAGAUUUGAACACAUAGCUACAGAAAACAAGAUAUUUGUUUCUGAGAAAUUGCUUGCUCAGAAACAACUUAAGGCUUGUGGUAGGUAUUGUUCUCACUAGGCCAGGUUAAAAACAGACACAUUUUGCAAAGAUGUGCUAGCUUUUUGUUUAGCUGACUUAGAGGACAGACUGAGCUCAGCCGUUCUACUAGCAGAAGCCAGUGCAAAGACUCCUGCUAAUGCAACAAUGCUUUCCCCAGGACCCGCCCAAGACAUUUUGGCAACUGAGGCGAACGACAAAAUGCCCCCUGCCCAACAGGGAACAAGGGGUGAGUGAAGUAUACAUCAGGAACAAGCAAAGAAUAAAGAUCUACAUCAACAGCAAGCUGGGGGAGGAAUCAAAUCAAUCUUACCCAAUGGUUGAAGUAGGAAUCAAAGGCCUUUGUGAAGGGGGAGGGAGCGAAGGUGCCUGAUCUGAAUCAUUCUGGGUGGGUGCAGAGCCUAGCAGACCCCCUUUCCUCCUUAAGGUGGGAGGAGACUAGCAGCGCCUCUCAUUCUCCAAGAGGCUGCUAUAGAGGCGGCAUGGGGGGGGGGAACUGCCAAGGGGCAGCAGAUUCAGCCUCCAGUUAGUGUGGUGCAGCCAUUACUGGCACUGCUCCAGCGGGCAAUACAUUCCUUGCAGGCUAGACCUGCUGCCCCUGUAGAUCCUGCCACCCAAGGCAGUCGCCUCACCUUCCCUCAUGGGUGGGCCAGCCCUGCAUUCCUUCUGCUGCUCCCCUUACUUACCCCCCCCCAUGCCUCCCAGCCCCAGAUCUGCUCUGGACAGUCAGGGGAACCCCCAGAACAACACCCAGGGGGUAGGAGAGGGGAGAUCAUUCUGUUGGGCAAACAGAAAUGCUUGCGCUGAUGGAACGAUCUCCUUGACACUAACCAGAAUUCCAGGGAUUACUCUCUGAUGAAUCAAUUUAAAACACACACAAACACACAAGUAUGUAAAAUCAUCUGUGGGUAAAUCAAGGACAGAAAUGCAACAGGAAACGAUUGCAAAGUUAGCAUUUGCAGGAAACACUCGUAUGAGGCUUGUACAACUGUGUUUUUCAGCUGUUCUCUUUCUAAUCCUUCAUAAGUAUGUUACAGUGAAUGUGCUCCACAUAGGGUAACCAAGAUGGAAUGGCAUGUUGACUCUUUGAUCUGAGCCAACAGAGCUUAAUGACAAUAAAUUAUGAUGAAUGCCUAAAAUUGGUGAAUUUCUGCAGUCUGAAUUUUAUUCCAAAAUAUUUUUUGUGAAUUUCAUUCACUCAUUUCAUUCAUUCACUCAUUUCAUUUGAUUUCAUUUCAUCCCCCCCCCUCCUUCUUUGGGAUGUCCCCUUCACUGCCAGCAGUUUCAUUUGGGUGGUUGUUCAGUGUCAGCAUUUACUGGCAUACGCCUGAAAUUUUUGGACAUUCACAAAAUCAGUCUUGGAUUGUUAAAGUCUGCCAAGUUUUGGCCAUUCACAUGGACGUGUUUUAAAAAUAAAUACAGUUUGAGAGAUACAGCUAGGGCUGAUAUAAGUCUGGAAUUUCCCAGAUAUAGCAAGGAUUCAUCCAUCAAAAAUGAUGUCCUGGCAGAAUUUUCAAAAAGGGGGGGAAAUGUCUGAGAAAACACAUGCAUAUGGCAGCCUAUAUAGGAGUGCUGAUUUAGGGGUGAUUUUCAAAAAACAACAACAGAGGGAACCUACUUCUUUUUUAGAUUUUCCAAAGAAGCGCAACAACUUUGCCCCACCCCCCAAGAAAAAAGCUCAACAACUUUGCCCCCGCCAAAAAAGGCUCAAAAUCUUUUGAGUCCGGAUUUUCACUUUUUGAAAUAUGGCAACCCUAAAUACACUGAAGAACACAGGAAAGGGACCAAUGAUUCUAAAACCUAGGACAGAGAGCUUUAUUGAACAUAGCCCACCUAUGUUUGAUAUGAAUGGAAAAUGUUGUUUCAUUGUUAAUUCAUUACAUGGACUAGUUCAGCUGUGCUGACUGGGGCUGAUGGGCACCAGAUUGGAGGAGGCUGGAGUGCACCUGCUUAGUUCACGACAUAACAAGUGGAAUUGACAUGUGGGUGUUCCCAGUUAUCAGUCAAAAUGAAAACUGGCAUUCUUCAGAGACAUAGAAAACCAGAUUCCUGCUGGUCUGAGGAAGACAUCUUUUGUGUGAAAUGAAGGGUUACUGCAUUUCACCCAGCCUGGUACUUUUCAGCGCGGUUGUAAGUGGAAGGGUAUGUGUCAUAUCAUCCUACCAGGUCUACAACCUCCCAAACCCUCAUAUCAGUGGCCAAUUCAAAGGAAUAAAAUUCUAGAAACCAUUUGUGCCUCUUGGGCGUGUUGUUAUUAAAUAUCUCAUUCCUGUUCUGUUUUUAAAGUUCGAAACAAAGGAAACAAUCCUAGACCUUUAACAUUAAAAGAAUAUCUGGAUGGAGACUUCAGUUACAAAACACUUUCUCCUUACUGGAUUUCGGGUAAGGGACGGCAUGAUUUGUGGUUCAAUGAGUAUGUGGUGCUGAAACAUCAUUUUGGAUUUUUUUUUAAAAACAAACAAACUACAAAGCUUGUGUACAUUGAUGCUUUUGUUUUUGUUUUAUGUCUUUUAUGGGGGUGUUUUGUUUUUAAAUGCUUUAAGCUGCCCUGAGAAACACAAAUGCAUUGGACGUAUGGGGUAUGUGGUUUCUAAAACGAAAAAAUAAGUGCAGUUAAAUGUUCAAGGAAUGGGAAAGGGUGAGGUGUAUGGGGUUUCAUUGUGCCAUGUAAGUGCCUUGAUAUUAACUAGUAAUUGCAGACUGAGACAAAUAGGAUUUGCAUAAAAUAGGGUGGCAGAAAAAGGGCAGGAAAGAAGGGGGUGGCAGAAAGCAUGAAAGAAAAGAGCAGGGCAGAGGGAGAGAGAAAGAGAGAGGGAGGGAGGGAGGUGGCAGAAAGAGAAAGUUUCUACUGUUUCUGUAAAGCAAGCAUAAUAUAGAACCCAGCAGUAUAAAAUGUGCAUCAUCUAAUCUCUGCCCCUAUCUCAGGCUGCGUAAUGCCAUACAUGUAAAACACAUGACUUCCCCAAAGAAUCCUGGGAAAUGUAUUUUACCCCCCACAUAACUGCAGUUCCCUGCAUCCUUAACAAACUACAGUUCCCAGGAUUUGAGCUACCUGAGAUGGCUCCAUCCCCCUCCCACCUAAAUUACAGCAUCAAAGUAUUGUUAUUUUACAUCCAUUUCCAAUGCCAUUUGCUGUAACAGAUGCUGUAGUGAGAUGACAUUUGUAACCAAGCUUAUUGUAAUCAUUCAGGCUAUGUUUUUCCUCCUCCCUCCUAAGGAAAUGAAUAUCUCCAUCAGUUCACAGAAGAUGAUAUAAUUCUUUACAAUGUUGAAUAUGGGCAGUCACACACACUCCUGUCUAACAGCAUACUUGUACGUAUUACUGUAAUUUUUAAAAUUGAUCGAAGGGCCAUACUUUGGUUUCUAAUUCAUAUCUUUAAAUCUUUUAGAAAAAAGUCAAUGCCACAAACUAUAUACUGUCAGCUGACCAGAAUUUCAUGCUGUUGGAAAGCAACUACUCUAAGGUAAAAUGUUUUUCAGCUGAGAUUUGUGGGCGGGAUCCAGUGCAUUUGUUAUGUUUGUGUAACUCCCCAUUUUUAGUGAACAUUGGUCAUGUUGUUAGUGAACGAUAGAACUGCCCCCCUCCACCCAUGUGCUCCCCAUGUCCUUCCCAAAUCUGCUCCAUAGGUUUCAGAGAAAUUCGUGGAACAGUCUUGGGGAGGGGGUGCAGGGGAAGAAGAUGAGGGAAGCUUCAUUGGGAAGCAGAAGUUACAAAGCACUACUUUAGAUACAAACCAGGAUUUAUUCCUUAGCUUACAAUCACCCCUGCUUCCCACCACCAAUGAAUCAGAAGUGGCGGUGAUGGGGAGUGGAAUUCCUCUUGUGAUUCUUCUGUAUAAGCAAGCAUCUCCUAAUUCUGCUGACAAAAGGAUCCUUUUGCAAUAAACCAGUAGGUGCACUUUUCUCUGUUGUCAGAGAAAUUUCCCAGUGGUCCAAGGCAAACACACUUGUGUGAUAAGGGCUGAAAUGAAGGAGAACAUUCUGAACUCUCUCCACAUAGAGACACCAUGGUUUUUCAAGGGGAGGGGAGGCAGCGUCAAUCAAGAAGCCCCAUCCUACUCUGCUUUCGUUCCCAUUAGCAGUUAGGGAGAGUGGUCAUUUUAGGAAUUGCUAUGCAGCUUUUGUAGAUUGUGGGCAACUUAUUAUUUUUACUACACUGAGAAAUACAUCAAAUGUCUAAAAGAUCCUUCCCAUGUUGCAUUCCAUGUGUGGAAAUAUUUCUUAGUGGAAUUGAGGAGGCUUUUAGCUCACCUUUAAAAGAGAAUCUAUAUACUGGUGCUAGGGCAGUGCCAUUGUGAAGGUUUGCAGAGCUUUCAUAAAGGGAAGCUGUCUUCUGCUAAAAACGUGUUGGGAGGAAUACUGUAUGUUACUAUGUUUCGGCUGUAAUAAUAACUAAUCAUGUUAUGUCUCUGUUCUAACUUUUUCAGCUCUGGAGGUACUCUUAUACAGCAUCCUAUCACAUUUAUGAUCUUGGAAACAGGUAAGACUGAAAAGGUUUUCUUUUAUACUGACCCACGAGUCAAUCUGUUCUGUGUUUGCUCUUGGUCUUCUAUUUGGAUUCCUUUAAGGCAUGCUUUUUCCUCUUAGGAGAACAGUGAUGGCCACCAACUUUGGGAGGCUUUAAAAGACAAAAUCAGGGAGGAUAAGGCUGUCAAUGGCUACCAGAUGCAGUGGCUAUGCUCUGCCUCCACAAUAAUAAUAAUAAUAAUAAUAAUAAUAAUAAUAAUAAUAAUAAUUUAUUUAUACCCCGCCCAUCUGGCUGGGUUUCCCCAGCCACUCUGGGCAGCUUCCAACAAAACACUAAAAUACAAUAACCUAUUAAACAUUAAAAGCUUCCCUAAACAGGGCUGCCUUCAGAUGUCUUCCAAAAGUCUGGUAGUUGUUGUUCUCUUUGACAUCUGGUGGGAAGGCGUUCCACAGGGAGGGCGCCACUACUGAGAAGGCCCUCUGCCUGGUCCCCUGUAACUUGGCUUCUCUCAGUGAGGGAACCGCCAGAAGGCCCUUGGCGCUGGACCUCAGUGUCCGGGCAGAACGAUGGAGGUGGAGACGUUCCUUCAGUUAUACUGGUCAGAGAUAGCAAUGCUUCUGAAUUCCUGUUGCUGGAAUCCACAGGAAGGGAGAGUGUGUUCUUGUGCUCAGGUCCUGCUUGAGGGCAGUGGUGCCAACUUGGCCCCCAGAUUGUGGGUGUCCAGCGAGCGGCACAUGUGGUGUGAUGUCAUGACAUCACUUGCGCCAUUGUGUGUACAUGCUGCUUGGCCUCUGCCCGCCACCACCACUCACUGCCCUUGCCUCCUCUGGCUCUCCAGUGCAGUGGCAACUGGGCCAGGGCCUCUGCCUCUGCCGUGGGGCCUCAGUUGGUGCUUGCCGCAGAUAUGCUUGGGCACCCAUAAUGGGAAUUUUGUGGGUGCCUAGGUGCCCCAGGCCCCCCUGAGUUGGCGCCUAUGCCUGAGGGGUCCUUUAUGGUUGACAACUGUGAGAACAAGGAGCUAGACUAGGUCAGCCACUGCUCUCCUUAUGUUCUUCUAUUAGUUAAUGGACACAUUGUUUCCAGUGACAUUGCUAAAUUAUCUGCUUCUAAAUGGUUAUAUCCCAUGCUGCACAUAGCAAAUUCUGCUCACGUAAUGGGACUUCCCCUUCCUCUCUUCUCCCUGCGUGCCCUCUGGAGCAGAUUCUAAAGGUAUGCAAGGAAGGGGAGAGGAAAGUUCUGUUGCACAAGCAGAAGUCUACUGCACUCGCGGAACUCCACCGCAGGAUAUGACCCAAAUACUCUGGGCGUGUGCAGUUUUUAGGCUCCCUUAAAUCACAGCACCACCAUGGCUACAGGAAUACAAUGGGGCUUGCCUCUGCUGCCCUGAUGCUAAACACAUUGACUUGGGAAUAAGCUCAGUCAAAUUGUUGAAAGAGUCAACGUAUUAUAAUGUAAAAAAUAACAAAAUGAGUAUCUGUAACCAUGUACAUGCCUAGGUGGCUGCCCCCAACUAUAACAAGAAAUUAAAUAAGAAAAGAAGCACCGGUGUUGGUGGGCUCCAUUGUGCCCAUGCCCACCUAGGUGCUCACGAGGGUCCUUUUGGUUUGCUGCUGACCAUUCUUUGGGGAUUCUUUUGGGGAAGCCAGGGGCUUUAAAUGAAAUCUGACCUUGAAAUACCGAGCUUGCCUUUGCAUCUUUCAUUUCUUUCCCUUUGCAGUGCUUUUGUCAAAGGACACGAGCUUCCACAUGACAUUCAGUAUAUAGCCUGGUCACCUGUUGGACACAAAUUGGUCAGUAAGCUCACGAAGUGUGAGAAUAACGCUUCUAUUUUUAUGAGAUUCAUUUGCCUUUAGUGUUUGCGCAGGGAUCGUUUUUGCAGGCCUCCUUAUCUCUGCUUAUCAGCUGUGCUUUAGAAUAUUGACUCUUAAAAAGAUAAACACUCCACAGCUGCCUGGAACUGUGGGUGCUUUAGCACAGAGCCCUGGUAAUUGUUGGACCACUUUGUCUUCUCCGAAAACUAGACAAACCCAAGGUACAGGGACCAGGGUGUUAGGGUCUUUUCAUUUGCUAUUUACCCAAAGACUGUAGUUUCUGACCCUCUUCUGUCUGCCCAGAUGCAAAGAGAGCACUAGUGCCUCACUGCAGUUCAUUUCAGUAGCUUCCCCAUUCUUGGGGUUCAUAUUUCUUCUGUACCACCAUGAACCCACCCUCCCUACUGAGAAAAGCAUCAGGAAGAGUGGAUUAAGGAUUGUGAAGCUAAACUGAGGAGCGUGCCCUCUGCCGGGAGGACCGAGCCCUUAAGAUUCGUUGCUUGUGGCCUCCCAAAAACAUGGCCAUGAAUCAGGUCCCUUGUUAUGUACCCUCUUAGCCCUGUUAGCCGCAAGUCGAUUUCUGCAUGCCAUGGCACAGAGAGCUGUCCUGUUCCACAAAAACCUAGAGAAGGGUUCCUAUUUGUGCCCUUUUUUUUUUAAAUAAUUUUUAUUAACCGACCAAUCAAAUCACAUAAAUUCCUAAUUACAAAGCCGAAUUUUAAAUUUUUGUUGAGGGGACCCAUAUUUCAAGUUUCGGAGGGGGAUUCCGAUCAUCUUCUUGCUACUGCGUUCAUAUCCAAAUCAGUCCAAAUAAAGUUCAUAAUUCUAUCCAGUCUUAUCUUGCUGUUUCCACAUCUCAUCUUGUUCGUACAUUUUUUCCUUUAUGAUCUCUUCUGAUAAUCUUCUUAAGCAGAUAAACACCAAUUAUAUCCUGUGUGGAUUUUUCCGUUCGACCAAUCCUCAUAUCGUGAUGGUUUCCAUAUAUCAUCACUUUCAUAAAUAACAUCGCUCUUUCCAUCAUUAAUCUCAGGAUCUGUCGUUUUUGAGUCCCACUGAGGAGUCUCACCCACAGUAUAAAAACAGCUCUUUUCCUCCUCCCAGACUCAAGUCCUCCAACAGAGCUUACCAAUAUGGCGACGGUAUUUUUAACUGCGUCAUUCCAGAGCUCUUAAAUUUUCCACGCUCUUCUUAAAACAUGCUUUGGUUAGAAAGUUUAUCUCCACACAGACGUAAAUCCACAGCUUAAGUCAUUAAAGCGGCAUUUCUGACUUGUGAGGGCGGGGGAUUUCUUGUUUUAUCAUAUAGAGGAAAGAAAGAAAAGUUUUUUCCCCUCCCCCAUCAGUCCCUUUGCCAUAACAAGUCUUGGCUGUCUUCUCAUGAUUGAUUCUUAUUCUUCCAACUCGUCUUGUUUAUCAGAGAACUCUUCAGUUAGCAGUCUUUACUCCCCCUCCUUCCUUGAAAUAUGUGCAUUCGCUUCUUCCUAAUUGUCCCUUUUGAAGUUCUUGCAGCUAGCGGCGCGGAUCAGAGACGGCGUCCAGGAGCGCCGAGAUCCACAGGGGGGCAUUCUGCCUAGUGCCCCCAUCCCCUCAAAUUUGGGGGUGGUAUGGUUACGUGGGAGCCGGUUGAAGCUAAAUCCUUCGAAGACAGAGGUCCUGUGGCUGGGACGGGGCGAUAUGGGAUUGGGGGGGCAACUCGCAUCUCUUGCGGGGGCACAAUUAGUGCCAGCACCGUCCGUUAAGAGUUUGGGUGUAAUCUUCGACACCUCCCUUUCCAUGGAGGCGCGCUAUAACAAAGGCGGCAUUUUUCCACCUCCGCCAAGCUCUCGCCCUGACCUAGCCACUGUGAUCCACGCGACGGUCACCUCCAGACUGGAUUAUUGUAACUCGCUCUACGUGGGGCUACCCUUGAGACUGACCCAGAAACUCCAGCGGGUGCAGAAUGCUGCAGCGAGACUCCUUACGGGGGCUUCACUGCGAGAUCACAUUCACCCGGUGCUAUACCAGCUGCACUGGCUCCCGGUGGAGUACAGGAUCAGGUUUAAGGUGCUGGUUUUAACCUUUAAAGCCCUAUACGGCCUAGGACCCUCGUACCUACGGGACCGCCUCUCCUGGUAUGCCCCACAGAGAAACUUACGGUCUUUAAACAAAAACAUCUUGAAGGUCCCAGGCCACAGAGAAGUUAGGCUGGCCUCAACUAGAGCCAGGGCUUUCUCGGCUGUGGCUCCGAUCUGGUGGAACACUCUGUCACAAGAGACCAGGGCCCUGUGGGACUUGACAUCUUUCCGCAGGGCCUGCAAGACAGAGCUGUUCCACCAGGCCUUUGGCCAGGGCACAGCCUGACUCCCUCCCUCGGCAAUCUUCGCGGAGCUCUGGCCCAAUGUUUGCCAGUGGCUUGAAUUAACUAAUUUUAUAAUGAAUGAUUUUAGUGUUGUUUAUGCUGUACUUUUGUACUGUUUUAUUGUUGUUAGCCGCCCUGAGCCCAGCUUCGGCUGGGGAGGGCGGGAUAUAAAUAAAAUUUAUUAUUAUUAUUAUUAUUAUUAUUAUUAUUUCCAAUUGUUUAAAAAUGUUUUAAAUAUGCUUUUGUUUUAUCUUUCCGCUCUGUUGUCUUACCACUUAGGUGUUUGCUGCCCUGGGCUUCUGUGAGAGGAAGGGCAGGAAAUAAAGUUGAAUAGUAGGGUGGUAUCCAUUGCUACUCAGAGGAGACCCAUUGAAAAUAACGGACAUGGCCAACUUGGGUGCAUUCAUUUAAAUAGGCCUAUGCUGAGUAAAACUUAGCUGGAUACAACCAUUCUUAUUUAUCAUCCCCAGCCAGCAUAGUCACUAGUUAGGGAUGGUCGAAUCUGCAGUCCAGCAAUAGGUUCUUCAUUGCAUGACAUGGAUCAGAUCUCCAAAUACUUGUGUGUGAGUGAAAAGGGCCCCAUUCACACAGGAGAGAUAUACCGUAUUUUUCGCUCUAUAAGACGCACCAGACCACAAGGCGUACCUAAUUUUUGGAGGAGGAAAACAAGAAAAAAAAUAUUCCAAAUCUCAGAAGCCAGAACAACAAGAGGGAUUGCUGCGCAGCGAAAGCAGCAAUCCCUCUUGCUGUUCUGGCUUCUGGGAUAGCUGCGCAGCCUGCAUUUGCUCCAUAAGACGCACACACAUUUCCCCUUACUUUUUAGGAGGGAAAAAGUGAGUCUUAUAGAGCAAAAAAUACGGUAAUUUUAUCCUCAACUUGUCAGCCUCUAGCCACACUGAGCAUUACUGCAAAGGAUUUUCCUUGCAGCCUAGGGGAGUGAAAACUUGCACACCCUCUGUUGUGUAGAAACAUAAGUGCCUUCUGCUCUUUGCAUCUAAUUCCCUGUUUAGAUGUGCUACUGUCCUCAAUAGCUUUGACUGCAUAAAAUGAUUUUGGGUUUUUUCUUCCCAGGUGUAUGUGUAUCAGAAUAAUAUCUAUUUGAAACAAGGCCCCAGAGAACCUGCUGUUCAAAUAACUACAAAUGGUUAUUGGAAUGAAAUAUUUAAUGGAAUCCCUGACUGGGUCUACGAAGGUAAACAUCAACCUGAAAUCAAUAUUAUUGCCAUGUGAGGCAAGAGUUGGGCAGCAAAAAGAUGUGAUGAGCAGCAGCCAAAAGUUGUUCAUAGUGCUGUGUUUGUGUAGAAGGCUCAUAUUUCUCAUAAGGAGUCCCUUCCUCAAAACUGCAAAAAGCUAACUGCUAACUACAAGCCAGCAUGGUUAUUCACCAUCAUAAUUUACUAUUUGUCAACAGCUUUGCUCAACGUCUUACAGAAAUAACAUGCAUUCUCACUGUGGUUUCCUAACAUCCCGUAUCUUGCUUUUUCACAUCCUGCCACAUAUUUCUUUAGGGUAGGGUGGGGGGAUAUUUCCUUGUUAGUUUCUGCUAGGUUUUAGACCUACCCACUUUUGUACGUUCCUCAGAUAUCUGUCAUAAAACUAUCUGUCCAACUUAAGAACUAGUAUCGUGUUUAUCUGUAAUAUUAGGACACAAUUUCUUCUAAUUUGGCUUCUGAAGCACUCCACUGAUAAAAGAGACUCUGGCUUGUGGGCUAAUAAGGCCCACCAAGCCUCGUCAUUUGGUUCGCUUGGCCAUUUCAGCCAAUAUUACCUGUACCCUUCAGUCAAAAUUACUCAUGUUCUUUAUCUCAAGAGUAUUUAACAUCUAUGAAUAUUUUACAUUCUUUGAAUUGUCAUUCUUGUUGCUCUUAUAUGUACAUCAAGAAUUAGAAACAAAAGGCUCCUGCUCACGUUGCUUGCCAACCGCAUCUAUCUCCUGACUUCAUGCAAAUCCAAUGGGGACUGCAUGAUGACUGCCUUGCAUUUUUAUGUAUAUAGGAAGAAAAAAAUAUAACCCAUACUGUUAACUAACAUUCAUACACAUUUAGCUCUGCAAUGUUCUUGGACAUAGUUACAUUUAUUUAGGUGAAUAACUAGGGCCUCCCAAACAGGGAACCCUCAUAACAUAGAUCCAUCACUGCCAAUAAGGCUGGAAUAAUGCUAUGCUUUGUUGCACUAGACUAGCUUAGCAAUCGGUAUGCCCCAUCCUCUCCCCUUCCCUUUUAAACUAGCCAUGGCAUUUAUCCAGGAAAAAAUGAGGACAAAUCUGUACAGCAGAAACAAUGUCUCACGUGUCAUUCAAGUUGCAGGCUUAUCUCUGGGACAGAGCUGCCUUGCUUGUUUGAUGCAUAGCAGCUUAUCAGAUAAAUGGGUUCUAUGUACACUGGUGUCCUUACAAGAUAAAGGUAGCUCAUGAUCCUCUUUUGUAGUAGAAUAACAUAUAUUUAACAUGAUUUCUCUUAGAGGAAAUGCUUGCUGUAAAAUAUGCACUGUGGUGGUCUCCAAAUGCAAAGAAUGUGGCAUACCUACAGUUUAAUGAUACUGGAAUACCAGUUAUUGAAUAUUCAUAUUAUGGUGAAGAUCAAUAUCCUAGAAAAAUAAAGAUACCAUAUCCAAAGGUAUGUUUGGGGUUUUGUUGUUUGCUUUGCUUGGCUCUGUUGAAUAAGAUCUGAUCAUAUUUCAGCGUAGAAAUGCUUGGAUUUCUAAGGUUUAAUUGCUGGAUUUUAAUGCCUAUUAUUAAACUAACUAUUGGUUUAAGCAUUGUAUAUUUUGAUGAUGACAUAAUAAAGGGCCUGGUCCAUCGUUUUACCUUUACCAUUGGACAUACUCAGCCCUUGUCAGGCAUCAGGGAAUCUGAUCCCUACACAGUAGGCUGCCAGGAACAGAUAGACGAGGAAAGUCUUAACAAUGUCUUUUAUUCAAUAUUCACAGAGAUGCUGCCUCUUUGAGUAAUGGCAUUGUUCCAAGUAAUCUCCACACACACCCCAAUUGUCAACAGCACCACCCACCUUACGGUAGCCACUUAGGGUGAUUUGUCUCCAAGCCCUUUGCUCUCCUACUUUCAAUGCUCGCUGGGUUCUGGGAGAAGGAGGGUCUGGAAAGCUUUCUAGUGAUAACAUGUCAGCCAGCUGCUCUAGCUCUGCCUCCCCUGCCUCCUCCUCUCUCAUUAUUUCCCAGCUCUGCCCAUCAUCUAUCUCUAAGCUGUGACCUCUCGCAAAUCACUGUUGUCAAUCUAUACUGUCUUCCUCUUCUCUGGAAGGUUCAGGCUGGGUAGGCGGGCUCCACCAUUCCUCCUCUGUCCAGUCCCUGACAUCCCUUCUGGUAGCAUAACUCUCCAUGUCCAGGAUGGCUGCUGACAGAAAAGGAUAGAGACUGGUCGUAAAAGGUUCUUCUGCAUGCAGCGAGAGGAGGGGAAGAGGCAGCUAAAGAGUGGAUCCUUCCCUUCAGUAUUUUGAAAGGGAAGUCAAAGUUGAGCCAGCUAGCCUGGAGAGCUACUGUAAGAACUUCACCACAGCUGUGGGUUGCUUCCAGGGAGAAGCCUAUUGUGUGGACAAUUCAUUUGUGGAUGGCAGUUGUGUUGUGGUGAGAGCACAAAUGCAACACGUGAAUGUGUAAAGUGUGAUUCAUGGCAUGCCUGAGAUAUUGCUAUUUUAAAAAACUGAUUUAUUAUAUUGUAUCUUUGUAUUUACGUUUCCCGUGGUCUUAAUGUAUUUUCUUUUGUAUUAAUACAAAUCUUGCCAAAUAGCAGUAUAGAAGUAAAACAUAUGAUGAUGAUGAAAUAUAUUAUAAUCUAUUUGCUCAGUGCCUACUGUGAACUUUCUUUCCGUAAAGGAACAGGGCUCACAUGUAUGCUAGCUUUUCUCAAACUUGGGUUCCCAUAUGUUGUUGGACUACAACUCCCAUCAUCCCUAAUUAGUAGGACCAGUAGUCAGGGGGGAUGGGAUUUGUAGUCAAGUCCACUUAUCCCCUUUUGGGGUGGGGUGGCAUUGCAGGAUGGCCAGCGCUCCCCCCCCCCCAUGAUGCAGAGCUGGGGCACCGGGGGCUACUCUUGCUGGAGUGCGAACUUUGGCUCACACUCCCAGCUUGAAAUCCAGCUCUGUGCCAGCCUGCCAAAUUGGCCAAUGGCAGGCUGGCACAGAGGUCAGACCUUCUUGGGAGUGGGCCUGGGGGGAGCAAUCAGGCUUCCCUCAAUUCCCUGGAGAUUAUUUUGAACCUGAUUAUAUGUUUUCCUUUGAAGGCUGGGGCUAAAAAUCCUACCGUCAGAGUGUUUGUUGUUGAUGCUACUUAUCCUGAAGCUUUAGGCCCUAAGGAAGUACCAGCUCCAGCAGCGAUAGCAUCAAGGUAGUAUCUUGUGAAACUGAUAUUUUCUUCUCCAUUUCUUUUCUUUUAGCAAUAGAAUUUUUAUUUUAAACAGUUUGACCCUGGGCUCCCCACCACUACCGCCCCUUGCAGAUCUGUUCUAUGGAAAUAGUGUAGAUGUUUGCUUUUCAUUUUCCACUGCCAUCGAAAAACUGCUGGUGAUAUCCUACUAAGUCAAAAACCCACUGGAAUUGAUGAACUUAUGUUCCCUUUCCCUUUGAUUUUAAUGGGUCUACUCUGAGGAAGACAAAUGUUCGACAUUACUCCGACAGGCAUAGGGAACAUGGGCAUAGCAAGGAGGGGCAGCUGUCCCCUUCACCAUCAAGUCAAUAAAUAAAAAUACUGAACUAAAAGUAGAAAUUGUAGAAAGAUUUGGGCAGAUUUUUCUGAGCAUUUGGGGUCAAAAGAAAGCAAUUUAAAACAACUGUUGUCAAGACAUUUCAUUCCGAAUCUGGUAGACAAAGCCAGACAGAGGAUGAUGACAGGUGCAGGUCCUGUCCCCCCCUCCCCACAUAAAUCCUGGCUAUGCCCAUGGUGGGGAACCUUGGGCCAGGAGCUUGCAUGAGGCCCUCCAAACCUCUGUCUGGCCCUCAGGUCUUUCCUUAGACCAUACACUCCUCUCAGCCACAUCCCCUCUCCCCACGCCACACCCUUCAACAUACGCUCCUCAAGUGUUUUGACCUCGCUAGAAUGUGUUCUUGAACACUGAGAAUGCUUCCCCUUAGUCUGGCUGGAGGAUCUGUAACUGUGGGAUGUGUAAGUGUGGCCUUGAAAGGUUGCCCAGGUCGGAAUGAGUCCUUGGUUUGAAAGAGGUCUGGCUUGUCACAGAUGUAUUAUUGAACACGCCAUGCUGACCCCUCUCAUAGUAAACAGCCCCUUUCUCUCCCCUCUUCUUUUCCAGCGAUCACUAUGUCACUUGGAUUACUUGGGUGAGAGACAACCGAAUCUGCGUGCAGUGGCUGAAAAGGAUCCAGAACUUUUCCGUGUCAGCCAUCUGCGACUACAAUGACCGCUCCAGGUCCUGGGACUGCCCACAGGUACUGUUUCCCACCAAGCUAGUAUUUUGAUAGAAGACUUGCAGAAGUAGCUUCUGUUACCCACUGGUGAGCAUUCACGGUCAGUGUAUUACUUUUGUGCAAAAGUGUGUGCGGGGGAGGACACCCAGCCUUUAUUGGGUCCCAAGCCCCGCCCACCUGGCCCGGCCGGAUUGGCCAGGAUUCAAAUCAACAGGUGGCGGGAAAGCCUGCCCAUCUCCAGCGGCUGGCCUGGGAAUUCCCCAAUGGCCGACUGCCUAGCCCCAGCAUUACUCCUGAGGGGAAGGAGCCGGACAUGAUGGGCCACAACAGCCGCCCACCCUGUCACCAGGUAAGCAGCCAGUCAUAGUCCUUUUGUGCAAAAGUGGGGGGAAGGGAAAAGUUUUCCAAACACUGGGUUGGACCCCAUGCUCUUGUGAUUGGGGCUUUGCGAACAGACAGUUCCCACUAAUUGCUAGGGGCGAUUUUCAGCAAUUUCUCCUGAAGCCCAAGGAAGGGCGGUAACUCACUGACAAGUUCCGGGUUCAGUCCCUGGCAUCACCAGGGAAGACUAGGAAAGACUUAGUGCCUGAAACCCAGGAGAGUCACUGCCAGUCUGAGCUAGAUGAACCCUCGGUCCGACUCGGGGCUCAUCCAUACCGUGGUUUCAUGUGGGUAGGAAGCUUCUGGGAUCUCCAUUAAUUCUUCGUUGUCCAUAUUACAUUCUCCAAAUCGCAGCUUUCCCACACUUUCCCCUCCCCCAUUCCAGAUUUUCUUCUGUAAAGGUACCCCUGACCAUUGGGUCCAGUCGCGAAUGACUCUGGGGUUGCAGUGCCCAUCUCACUCUAAAGGCCGAGGGAGCCAGUGUUUGUCCACAGACAGCUUCCAGGUCAUGUGACCAGCAUGACUAAGUCGCUUCUGGCGAAACCAGAGCAGCGCACAGAAACACCGUUUACCUUCCCGCUGGAGUGGUACCUAUUUAUCUAUUUGCACUUUGACGUGCUUACGAACUGAUAGGUGGGCAGGAGUUCUUCUGUAAGGGAUACCCUAAAAAGGAGUAUCUACCACUGACCUACAGGCAGGGCUGUUUUCAGCCAGAAUGGCACCAUUGCCAUUAUAAGAGAACACGGGAAGCCUUCAUGGUGAGUUUUGGAACCUCUUUUUCUGGAAAAAUCGCACUGCCUAAGGGCUAUGGCCCUGCCCUUAUAUUCUUACACCUACUAACGGGGUUACUGUACUUGAAUUCUCUUUGCCUUAUUCAUACCAUCAUUGGCAGUGGCCCUGCUGAUCUACACGGAACACAGAGUCAGGUUUCAGACUGCCAAAUUAUGCUCACUGGACUUGGAACCAGCAUCGUGGCAAUGUCAGGUCCAAACUCCAGGAUAAUUGCACUUCUCAGCAUGUCCUUGCCUGAUGAGAGUCACUGCUGAAACCCCCGCCACGUUCUGUUUAUCAAGUGCUUUUUACCAUAUCAAUCUGUGCACCAAUGGUUAGUUAACAGGAGUGCGAGCAGAUGGGAGAACUCCAUUAAGCAAUGUUUGCUGAAAAGAUCUCUAGGGGAAUAUAUUUCCAUCUCUUACUUUGUUUUCCGAUUAAACCGGAAGUAAUAAUGCGUAAGAAAUGUGGACUACUUCAUAUACUGGAAGAUAAUAAAAAUGCAGUGGGAAAACAGUGUGAGGAGACUCAGAGCUGUGCGCUGAACUUCAUGUUUAUGUUCAGCAAAUAUGUCCCAAUGAAUAAAAAUUAAAUGCAGGCAAGAAUUUGUGCGGUCAGCCAGAAAUGCCCACCAAACUCAACUUUUUGAACGUGAAAUAGAAGUUAAAUUGGGAUCACUUAUAGAAAUUAAAACAUGGACAUGAUUCUGUUCGCCCCCCGCACUUGAAUUAAACUGUAGCUAUGCCUAAUUGUAUACAGGGCCAGAGGCACCUAGUUAAUGGAAGGUGUUGUGCAGGAAAAUGCAUCAGAGGAAGACGCAAUAUGUUAAUCUGCUUGCCCCAUUAUGCUUUCCAACUAUCAAUCAUGUAAGCAAUGUUUUCAACUAUCUUGCUAAUAUGCUUGGGAGAAACCUCUGGAAACAGACUGUACUCCUUUGCCAAGAAACUCUCUGUGUUGUGUGUCUGUGUGUUAUUUUAACAUAGUUUCCAUGCAGGAGGUGAAAAACCCUCUACUUGCUUCCUUUCUGGAUUCAUAUUUGCAGUAUUUCCAUACACCACACUCUGUCAGGGACUGGGCAGAGGAGGGGGAGGAAUGGUGGAUACUGCCUCCUCAGCCUGAACCUUCCAGAGAAGAAGGAGACAGUACAGAUUUACAGCAGGAGUUUGUGUGUCGAGGACCCGCCACCCACAUGGAGAUAAAUAAGACACAAGGGCACAUGUAUUUUGGGUUAAUGGGCUAAAAUAAGGCCACAACUUUAUUGGCUACAGCAUGUGAGAGGCAUUGGCAUUGGAUCAAACAAUCUAUACCUGACCCCACCCCGCUCAGUGGGGUCAAUCGAGGGUUAACAGCCAAUGGGAGGAGCUUGUUGAUGCAAAUGCAACUGAAAGCUUCCCCAGACGUCAUCAGGGGUCAUGCCAUGGCCCUAGCCACCAGCAGGGCAUCGGACGGGAUCCACGACUGCUGGAUUUCUUUAACGGAAUACCCAAACAAGGGGAGGGGUAGGUGAUGGCCACAAUCUUCCCUCCAACACACCACACAUAUUCCAAUGCCUAACCGCCAAUACCCAAUAAGUUGUGACGAUUUGCUACAAGGUAGGCGAAAACCAAGAGGCUGGUGCCAAUUUGCCAAAUGGAUAAAAUUCCUACUUGGGCAACCAAGGCAACCAACCAAAGCCCAUAGCAAGGUCAACAGAAACAUAGAAAUGACCUAAAGGGAAGGAGGGCAGGUGAUCUGAAGAAAACAGGAUCCAGUGCUGCCGCAGCCGCUUAAGCGCGGCUAAACCCUGCCCACGAGCCAGCCCUAUUGGCUGGCUAAUAGGCUUGGCGUGGCACCUGGGAGAAGGCUGAUGCAGGGGGCCGAAUACGCUCUCUUGCUGAUGCAGGAGUCGGUUCCCGCUCACAACUCCUCCCCUCUGGAAGGAGGAAAGGUCUUGUGAAAGGUCCCAGCUCAGAGGCUGCAGAGGAUAGAAGCUGGGAAAUAUUGGGAGAGGAAGAAGAAGCACCAGGGGAGAGACAGCUGACAGACUCAAUGUCUUUAGAAAGCAUUCCAGACCCUCCCCCUCCCAGAACCCGGCGGGCAUUGAAAGUAGGAGAACAGAAAGCUCAGAGGCAGAAAGCACAGAUCAGCCAAUGUAGGGAUGGUGUAUAAUAGGAGAGACUGAGGGGGUGUGACUUUACUCGGAGCAAUGCCAUUAGAGGCACCUUUUCUAGGCCUCUCUCUGUGAAUAUUGAAUAAAAGACUUGGUAAGAACUCUCCUUGUUUAUCUAAUUCUUGGCUGCCUACCGUGGCAGAUUCCCUGAAGCCUGACACUAUCUGUCCAAUGAAUUUGAUGAGGCAUUGGGCCUCUGGUGGCCCCCAUGUUAGAAUCCCUCUUAUCUACCUCCAAUUUAUUUCUGUUUGUGCACAAGAAAGAAUAGGUAGGCUCACUGCCAGAAAAGGACAACGUCACAAGUGUGGUGGUAUCCUUCCAAUGAGUGUUGGCGAUCACCACCAUUAUGUAAUUGCCCACAAUUGGCUCAGUGUUGCAAAGCAUUGUGGGCAAUUAUAAUUCUGGCCACCCAAAACUCAUCAGGGCUCCAGGGCACUGGUGGAUCCUUGGCAACUCCUUGAGAGUAGCACCUGCUGGCACCCACUUUGACUGUUUUUUUUAUUUCUCUUAUGUGAUGUAAAUGCAAACAAACAGCUCUAGCUAGUGGACAUAAAUCUGGGAGGUUCCUUCCCCUCUUAAUAAAAUGAUUGACGGAAUUGGGUGUUCAGGAUAGUUACAAUAGUUCAACCUAUUGAUAGUACAAUAGUUGACAGAGAAGUCAUAACUCUGCCACUGAGCUGCAACAUGGUGGAUUUUUAAAAAUGGAAAAUAAUUCCUUCAGAGAGCAAAUGUACUGAAAACAUUCCACAGGGAUCCAGACUGUGGGAAAAAAUGUUUCAUCAACAGCAUUUAAAUAAAUCUAAGAGAAAAUAAACAUGUUAUGUAUAUGUAUAAAUGAGUUGUAUGCAACACUCAGCCGUAGCCUACUAUUACUUCAUUUUCAUAUUGCAAUUAGAGUGCUAAACAUCUGAGCCAUACAUUAAUUUUGGCAGGUCACUGAGCACUUUGAAGUGAUUCAUAAGCCAAUGUUUAAACACACUAAAAGACUUUUAGAAUAUCAGCGUGUAAUUGUAUUGAUCUGUAAUAGCACACCAUCAGGUUUUAUACAUAACAUUCCAAUCAAACAGUUGAACGAAGCUGGAAGAAACAAUCAGAGAACUAUGGGGAUGUUUUGGAGAUGCCUUCAAAAAUGAACAGUACCUAUUGCUCAGCAGGGGCAAGUUGUUGGUGGUGUUGUGUCUAAAAAAAAAGUUCCACAAGACUAAAGCAGAACUAGGGAUGUCAGGGAAGUCAGACAGGAACAGAAACUGCCAAUGUUCACUUAUUCAUCUCAUGUUCAACGAAUUGUUGUUCCUUUUGGUCUGCAAAUGAUACACAAUUGAUUGCUUUUCUUUCCCAAUCUGCAUUGUGUUUCCUUUGCUCUGAAAUGAAACUCAACCUUUGCGCUGAAAAGAAUGGUGUGGAGUAAUGGAAUUCAUUGUCUUAAAUGCCACCACGUUUGGACAGUGAGACGAAUAAUGCAGGUUGUUUUUUUUCUGGAAGCCGGUAAAAAGGAUGUCUUCAUUUCUCCACUGCAGGGAGACUGUUAACACCAAGGAAAAUGACUAAACCAGUGCUUGUUUUACAGGGUCCAGACUGAAAAUUGUACUCCUUUAAAUGAAGUUCUUUCACUUAUGCCACACAUCCUCACACAGUUGCCUUUGUUCUUAUUUUGCAGAAGCAGCAACAUAUAGAAGAAAGUCACACAGGAUGGGCUGGUGGAGUACGAUUUUUAUUAUCUUUACACUUCUGAUUUUGUUGAAAUAUUGUAACAGUGCAAUCCUAGCAAUGUCUAUUUUGAAGAACAUCCCGUUGAAUUCAAUGGAUCUUCCGCCCAGUUAAGUUGGGUUAGGAUUGUAGCCUUGUUUCCUAUCUGCGCAGAACACUUUUGCUUUUCACAGUUAUUAAUCCAUGCACUUAACACAAAUUUCAUUCCAACUCAAAAACUGUUUUUGUUUACUUGUAACAAGCACAGAUGGUCUUUUAAAUGGAAAUGAAACAUCUCGGGGAGGGGGGAAAGUAGAAGUCGAAGAAGAACGGAGGAUGUAUUUGCAUAUUGCAGCUAUAUGAAAAUAUAAAUUCUCAGCGUAAUAAUGGUACAAUUCUCAUGUUCACAUAUGCGGUUUCUCAUUUGUAUUUACUUCUUCUUACCAUAAAGCACUUCUAAAGGGACCAAGUGAAUUUCCCCAUUGAUCAUAUUAGAUUAUACUUUUUGUCAUUGGCAUAACAAGAAUAAAGGCAACCAACUACACCCUAAACAAUGUGCUCACACAUUUUGCUUUUAAGUAAAAAUAACCUAAUAUGAACAAGACCACUUAUUCCAUGCAGUUUUACCUGACUGAAAAGGUAUUCGCUUCUUUGUCAUCUACAGUUGAUUUUAUUUUGUUUCUGUUUUUUUUGGUUUUUUUGCCUCAGUUCUUUGUUUCAGCACCUUCUUUCACUUCAGACGGCAUUUCUUACUACAAAAUAUUUAGUGACAAGGAUGGUUACAAACAUAUUCAUUACGUCAAAGACUCGGUGGUAUGUCAAGCAAUUUAAUUUUCAAUUUUCACAUACUCUGCAGUACAGUUGCCAUAAAUAAGACACCUGACUUUACAUGUAUUUCCCCCCCCCCUUUUUUUUAGGAAAAAGCUGUCCAAAUCACUAGUGGAAAGUGGGAGGCAAUAUACAUUUACAGAGUCACAGAUGACGCCAUGUAAGCAUUCUUCCAAGAACAGAGGGUUGGUUAUGUCACCUGUCAAUGGAAAUUUACGUUCAAUGCAAGAAUGAUUUUCUCCCUCAGACAAAUAGCAGAACCCCAUGUUGAGAGGUUGGGCAUCUGCAAGGGCUUUUUCAGAUAACAAGACAAAAUGGAUUCCCCAUUAUGGUUAUUGUCUGGAAAGCUCAUGAUGUUGGGUUGAACCCGUGCUUCAAGGGCAGACAGACUGCUUUUUUUAGGCAUGUUACUAGAGGUAUCUAAUAAUGUAACCAGGGAGAUAGCCACAUUUUAUAUGUUGCUUAAAUAGUAUUGGUGUUUAAUGAUGAUGAUGAUGAUGAUAUUUUAUAUGCCACCCAUUUAUAUUCCCCAGCCACUCUGCUUCCAGCAAAUUAAAACAUCAAACACAGUAAAACACCCAACUUCAAAAUCUUCCCUAUACAGGGCUGCCUUCAGACGUCUUCUAAAAGUCAGAUAGUUGUUUUAUCUUUUUGACAUCUGACAGGAGGCUGUUCCACAGGGCAGGCGCCACUACCGAGAAGGUCUUCAGUAUAUUAUAUAUUCUGGCACAUCACAAACCUUUUGGUUCCAAUUCAACGGUGAGGUCACACAGCUUCUGAGACUUAAUGCAUACAGGAGCAGUUACAAAAGCAGCAGUCCAUUUUUCAGGAGGAGAAAAUGGAACGGGAAUAAAUCUACUCCACCCCACAUUCCUCCUCUCUGAUUGGGGCAGGGGAGCAGCCUGUGAGCAUAAAACCUAUUAGGUACCUAGUUCCUAAUUCAAGUAGAGAUAUGUCCAUAGAAUCCUAUUGACCAGAGGGGGGCAUAUGGCCCCUAAUUCUGUCAGAGCACCUGACUUUUAAAAAUCAAAUAUCCUCUUUGUCUAGUCUAACUCUCAGAAUAAUUUCAGUUCUGUGCAUACUUACCUCUGAGAAACGCCCCACUGAAUACACUGUGGUGUGCUUCUGGCUACAGGACUGCACUAACAAUAACACAGACCUGUAACAUAACAUUCCUGCCUCUGAACAAUCUUAACUAUACAUUUUUUAAAAAAAGUUGAUUGCAAUACUUGAAGUGUAGCACAAUUAUCCCAAAAAAGUUUUAAUAUCACAUAUGUGUAUAUGGACAUAUUAGCCUUGAUCCAGGUAUUUUGCUAUCAGUAGGCUCGAGGGAACUUGCAAAAGUACAGCAAAUCUUUAGGAAAACACCUUAAGGGGAAGAACCCCUUAUAACAGCCUACUGAGGACUGAGCGUGCUCCGUGGUCACGGAAUGCUGACAUGCUGUUGGGAAAGGGGGAAUGGCUAGCUUGUUGGAACCCUGACCAGGAGCGCUGCACGCUGCAACAUUUUGUUGUAGGUUCUACUUGUUGAAUGUCUAAUGGCAACCAACACUUCAUGAUCUCCUUGCUCUAUUAAAGCAUGCUUUAUUUAACAACAUACAUUGCCUUUCAGAUUCUAUUCAAGCAACGAAUUUGAAGGCUAUCCAGGAAGAAGAAAUAUUUACAAGUAAGUCAUCAUCAAACAUUUUGCACUGUUGUUCGUUUGGUUUCUGAGACAUGCCCAGUAAGUUAUUUCCGAACACUGUGUUGCACCGCAUGCAGCAAGAAUGUGUUACAGUUUCCAUGCCUGCUUCUGCAUUCUAGAUCGAGGCUGAAGUUUUGCUUUUGUUUUUAAAUUCCGCUGUUUUACAGAAUUAACAGAAGAAAUCCCGGGACAAGACAGUGCAUUACUUGUUAUUUAAGAAAAGAAAGAUGCCAGUACUAUGCAGCAAGUUUCAGUUACAAUGCCAACUAUUAUGCUUUGCUCUGUUACGGUAUGUGAAAUGUGUGGAACUAUUACAUCCUCAUUGUUCUCUCAGGAACCCAUCAGGUAUUUCUGCUUCAAAGCACCUUAUUAAUAAAUGGAACAUUACAGGUGCCGUUAUAUGUAUACUUAACUGAGUAAAAGCCCCAGGGAGCAAAAGAACACUUAUUUCAGUGUGAAUUUGCACAGGGCUUCAUAAUUAAUUACAUUUAUUGCAAACCUUUCCUCAAGUUGGCACACAUGGGUCUCAAACAAGCCCCAUUUUUUAUCCUCACAACAGUCCUGUGAGGUUAACCAAGUUCAAAGAAUGUAAUUGGCCCAGUGAGCUUUAUGGCCAAGUGGGAAUUUGAGUAAGUCCUGGUUGAAUUCAGUAGGGCUUAAUCUCAGAGGAGUUAGGACUGCAGCCUUUGUCUAACACUACCAUGCCGGCUCUCCAUGCUUUGAAGAGAUCUAGAAGAUUUUGAACUAGGAUAUUCCAAGCUUUGAAUUAGGAUAUUGUGUGCCUUUAGAUCUCAGUUCUGCCAUGAAAUCCUUAGGUAGCCAUUUUUUGUCUCAAUCCUGCCCCCCGCCCCUUGUAAUUUUGAAGAUAAUAUUACUGGCCUACUUUACAAGGUUGUUGUAAUGAUUGCAGCUGAAUGCUCAAAAGCACUCUAUAAAUGGUUGCAGUGUUGAUGGGAAGUUGUAACACUGAAAUCAAUUCUGCAUUUUCAAACUUAAAGCACAGUUGGGAAUGAAAUUGCUUCCUAACUUUGUUCACAAAUUCUGAAUAUCAGUAACUGAUCCACAAAGUUGGUGCUAGAUCCAUUUUCUAAGCGUUACAUAACCCAAUUCUAGGCAAGUUUAUUUGGCUGUAGGUCCCAUCAAGUUCAGUGGGACUUAAUCACCCAAAUAAGUGAAGCUGGCCCUGCCAUUAGGCAAAGGAAGGCACUCACCUCAGGCAGCAGAUACUAGACGGCAGGGACCAGCAAUAAACCACUGUGUGUAUGUACCUUCUAAGCCAGGCAUAGGCAAACUCAGCCCUCCAGAUGUUUUGAGACUACAAUUCCCAUCAUCCCUGACCACUGGUCCUGUUAGCUAGGGAUGAUGGGAGAUGUUGUCCCAAAACACCUGGAGGGCCGAGUUUGCCUAUGCCUGUUCUAAGCGAUCCUGUAUCCUUUAGAUGUGAUGGAGGAUGCUUCCACAUCACCAGUGUUGCAGUAAGUUUCAACUCCCAGUCUGGUCAGUUUCCAUGCAUGGAAUGGGAGCGGGGCACCAUCUUGUUGUUUGCCUCAAAAUGUAGCAAAAUGCCUUGAGCCAGCCCCACGAGAAAGUGUGCAUAAAACAGCAACCUGAAUCCUUGUGGGGGUAGAAUGUUUUGGGUGGGGGCAGUAGACUGAGGUCUGCUAACCAACACUGCAACUUUGUUGGCACAAGGGACUUCUGAGUAUGCAACAGAACCGCCCCAUCCUCUUCUGUCCCCUUAAGCAGCCCCUCACAGGGCAUGACCUCCAGAUUGGCUCCAGAGUGUUGGAGAGCCUUCCAGAACAGAUUCUGGGGGACGCAGGGAGGACAGAGAGAAGUCCCAUUGCUGUACCAGUGAACCUCUGCUGGUGCAGCAAUGGAUACAAAUCUGAGAACUGGUUGAACGCCCCACUUCCCCUGAAAUUCUACAGACCCUGAGAUAUGAGGCAACAUGUCAUUGUCUUCCCUUCUUUGUGAGAAACUAGCCUGCUUUCACUUUUCAGAGUUUCAGUAUGCUUCUUGUGUGGAAUCUUGUCUCCACACUUUGCAUUGGGAAGGAGUGGGGCAGCUUAUAAUGACAGCAGUAUAUAAUUUUUUUCAUAAAUGGUUCUGUUAACAGACUAAAUUACUAGUAGGAAAAUUUAAGAUCAUGCAUAUAAGGGCUAGAACAAUCUAAUUCAUUACAUGAUUGUUUAAACUGUAAAAGCUUGGAGGUUUGACCUCCAAGGCACUGUAAUUCACUUUCAGUCCUCCUAACCAGAGAAGGCAGAAACAAAUUGCCGACACGAAAGAAGGCUGUAGCCUUCCAUUAUUUUAAUGAGUAGCUCUUGGCAUGUCAAGUUUUAAGUUGUUAUGAGCCAUGUGACGUUUUAUUUGAUGGAGUCGGCGAAGGGGGAAAGAUCCAUCCAGAGGGUUUCUGUGUUAAUUUCUGAAAUAAGCUCAACCAGGUUUGCUCUCAUGGAACCGUAUCCAAAAGCAUCACAAAGUCUAACCAAAAUGACUCAUUUGGUGUUUAAUGAAGCGUAGAGAUCAAGCGUUAAGUAGUAGAUCUGGAUGUGUACAGGUUGAUGGAUGAGUACGGAACACAUGAAACUGCUCACAAGGCAGAAAUAUCGCCAUGACGGUAGCCAUGGGAUCAUGCUAAGGAGAAAAUAGCUACUCCGAUCAGUGUUUUAUGAUCUGGACCGGAUGCUCAAGCGUGCAAAUAAUAGAGUUCCCCCCUUGCUAAGCAAAGAACCAAACAUAACAAAAUGAUAAUGCCUUUCAAUCAUCCUUGCCAAGGAUGUUAUCGCACAGGAAAUGUGCUCACCUUGAGAAAUGAGUUCCGACAACUUCUCCGGAUCCUUUUGUGCAUGGGUAAUUUGGGGCACAGCUUAUGUAACUAUUAGCUGGGCAUCACUUCAUCUGCGAGAGCAAAGAGAUUCUCUGAAAUAUGUAAAGGUUAACAUUUCUUUGUUUCCCCAGCAGCGCUUCUGGCACAGGUGCCGUUUAUGCCAACGUGACACCAAACAUAGUUAUUCAGCCACUCUUGCUAUGCACUGCGCUAUCGUUUAAUACCAAUAGCAAUCAUGGCAUUUACAGGGUUAAAGUAAGAGGCAGGCUCCUGGUUUGGAGGUGCCUAUGAUUUAAAGGUGCAACGAAAUAAGAGGGGGAGAAGCGGGGGGGGGGGCGGGGGAAAGAUUGUCAACAAAUAUGUUUGCAGGACUCCUUUGUGUGAGAAUGCAAGUGAGGAAAUGGUCAUUUCAGGGCCCAGUAGAGUUGUAUGAUGUCAGCACUGUGAAUUUGGCAUUGGAGCCGCAGGGAGAUGAGGAAGGAGAAUGUAACUCUUCCCCUCCACACAUAGUCCUGUCAAAAAAUCUUCUCUUUCCAAAGCUGCAAUCAUCAGGAGGGAUAGCAAUGGAGGUUGUGGUCCUAAUGAAAAUUGAAGCCGUGUGUGUGUGUGUGUGUGUGUGUGAUUUUUGUCAGGACCACAUGGGGUUAACCCCCCCCCCAGCUCACUUAUAUAAAGAGCAGCUGCAGGGAAGUCCAAACACCACAGGGAGAUAGAUAGAUAGAUGAUAGAUAGAUAGAUAGAUAGAUAGAUAGAUAGAUAGAUAGAUAGAUAGAUGAUAGACAGACAGAUAGAUAGAUAGAUAGAUAGAUAGAUAGAUAGAGUUUAGGUUCACAUUUUGGCUCUGGAGCCUCACUAGAGAAGAGCCGUACUGAUACCCUUAUACCAGUAUCUUAACUUCUACAUCUUCUUUUACUGUUUGUCCUUUCUCCCAUCCCUGGAGAAGCCUAGAAAUCGUAGUUUGUAAAGUGCUAAGAAAGAAUGCUAGGAACCAUUUCACUCCUGGGAACUAAUAAAUAAAAUAAAUAAACCUUUAUUGUCACUACACCACCUGUGUGCAGUGAAAUUAAACGAACCCCCACACCCCACAUACAUUUGCACUCUGUGUGCUUGUCGGAAAUCAAUUGCACCACUAUUUUUCCCCGUGCGGCAGGACAUCUUCCUCCUUCUGUUGCUUCCUACAGCUCCCUACACACACACACACACAGAGAGAGAGAGAGAGAGAGAGAGAGAGAGAGAGAGUGUUAUGUAGGGGUUGUGGUGGUGAGGGACCUUUCAGAACAGAUUUCAAAAGAGUUACUGAAGAUUGCAGGACCCUCCAGAAUGCAUGCAAUAUAGCUGGAUGUGGCAGGAAGGAAGAAUUGAUUAACGUUGCCGUGUGUGUGUGUGUGUGUGUGUGUGUGUGUGUAAAUAUAAGUGCUUUCUGCUGGUGUACAUAUAAAUACUGCCACCCUAACACCCAAAGCUCCUUAGCAUCUUACAUAUUAAUACUGUCUGUGAUGAAUAAAAGAGGAACAUGUUACAUGCAAGUAUCUAGCCAACAAAAUUUGUGCUAUUUUCAGAAGUAAUAAUUCUGGGGUGGUGGGUGGGGGUUUUUUUUUUUGCAGUUCUUGUUUCUUUCAAUGUCAAUUCUCUUUUUCUUCCAAUCCCCAUCGCAGGUCCAGGCAUUCCCAUUUCUACUAUUUAUGAGAGCAGAUAUGACAGAGGUAUCUUUCACUAUGCAUGUUUGUGUACCCUGUUGAUUGGUUUAAAUUUAGAUCCACGGUGUACAAUUAAAGCACAUUUAAAGCAAAGAAUCAUGGGAACUGUAGUUUACGCAUCCCAGAGCAACAAGUCCCAGCACCCUUUAACAAGCAACAGUUCCCAGGAUUCUUUAGGGGCAGCCUUAAUGUGCUUUUAAACCUACUGAAAUCCUAUGCACUCUUACCCAUGACUAAGUCCCUAUUACAAUCAAAUAUAGGAACAGGCUAUAAAGCUAAAGAUGAAGACAUUUCGAGUUUGAUCUCAAAGCAUUUUUAGUACAUUCACAGGCAGAAAAUCUGAUUAGAUACAGUACAUGUGCUCUGCCUGUUUUAUAUACCUGGCAUUUGUUAAGAAUUUUUUAAAAAGCAUUCAUUAAACAAACGUUCUACCCACCUGCCUUCUUUUUCCCUUCACUGUUUAUUCUGCUUCAAGUGUUAUAGUAAUUAACAUUAUAGCAUGCAAUCAGCAUGUGUAGAAACAUUUCUUCUGGGCAGAAUGAGCACGUGCGUUGAUGGGGGAUGGCAUCGCAUGUGCAGACCUUCGCCUAUUCAUUUCAAUAGCAUGCAUCAGUUCAGUUCAGAUAUUGAAACAGACAUGUGCAGGGUGGGGUGGAAGCUGACACCAUGAUACCAUCUCCUUGCAUAUUUGCUCUACCCAGAACUGAUGGCCCAUGGUGAAGAAAGGCCAGGGUUUCAUACACAGCCAGAUAUAUAAGCAGCCAGUUGUGGAUUUUCCAGAUACUUUCUACCGGCCAUCCGCUUUAUUAUGGUCAUUCGUCUUGUGCAUUUUGUCUUUCUCCCUCUUUGAGGAUCAGGCUGUACAUUAGCCCCUGUUAGAAGACAGGCGGGUGGCCUAUUUGCCUGCCUUUAAACUUAUUUGCCUGCCUUUAAACUUAGGGGACGCGGGUGGCGCUGUGGGUUAAACCACAGAGCCUAGGGUUUGCCGAUCAGAAGGUUGGCGGUUCGAAUCCCCACAACGGGGUGAGCUCCCAUUGCUCGGUCCCUGCUCCUGUCAACCUAGCAAUUCGAAAGCACGUCAAAGUGCAAGUAGAUAAAUAGGUACCACUCUGGCGGGAAGGUAAAUGGCGUUUCUGUGCGCUGCUCUGGUUCGCCAGAAGCGGCUUAGUCAUGCUGGCCACAUGACCUGGAAGCUGUACGCCAGCUCCCUUGGCCAGUAAAGCGAGAUGAGCGCUGCAACCCCAGAGUCGGUCACGACUAGACCUAAUGGUCAGGGGUCCCUUUACCUUUACCUUAAACUUAUACUAGAAAAAUGUAACCUGUGCCGUUAAUAAAGAUAGAGCAACUUGUGCAGCACGUUGGCGAUAAAUAUUCACACAGUUGUUCAAAAAUAAUUUUACACCAUUUAUUAAAUAUGUGAGAAAGACAAUUACUUACAAAGUGCCAUGAAAACUUACAAACGACCUAAAAUAAAGUGAACUUGCAAUAUCAGAUUUUACUAGGUUCUUACAAAUUCUUGAUUCAGUUUUUCGUUUUUUCUUGUUUUUUAAAUAAGUUCAAGAAGAUUCAAGAAAAGGGUAAGUUCAGCGUUGUUCCCAGUAGCUGUGAGGUGCUGAUGAGGCAGCGUACGAAGUAAUAAAGAAGGCAGGGUGAUUUGUUGACGGAUAGCACACUCCCUGAGCAUAGUUUUCUGACAUGAGACAACUGAAGAAGGCCAGAAAACUGUGCUCAGGGAGUGUGCUAUUCACCAACCCCAACAAAUCAGCCCCAUCGGGGGCGAAACAGCAGCCUCCCAACUGCAUGGAUUGCUAGGGCAAAAUGGGGAUAGAACGCUGACACCCUGUCUUCUUCUCACAGCUACCAGGAACAACAUUGAACUUACCCUUUUCUUGAAUCUUCUUGAACUUGUUUAAAAAAACAAUUAAAAAAACAAAAAACUGAGUCAAGAAUUUGUAAGAACCUAGUAAAAUCUGAUGUUGCAAGUUCACUUUAUUUUAGUUCGUUUGUAAGUUUUCAUGGCACUUUGUAAGUACAGUAAUUGUCUCUUUCUCACAUAUUUGAUAAAUGGUGUAAAAUUAUUUUUGAACAACUGUGUGAAUAUUUGUCGCCAACAUGCUGUACGAGUUGCGCUGCCUUUAAACUUAUAUCAGUCUAAGCAUUGCCCUGCCUGCAAAACUAAGUCAGUUGUUAAGUUUUCUGGUAUUUCCUGUUCAUGAUUACACUGGAAAUCUUCUGGUAUUUCAUGACCAGGAAGUGGUUUCCCUAAGUGCUGGGUAAGGGGGAGAGUUUUACUGUCAAUGUAAUCUAGCUGUAACUGUUUUGCUAUGUAUGUGCUAGCACUGUCUGGUGUUAUCUUAGGUCAUACAUCUGUAGCAUAGGGCAAUCUAAAAUUAUAUACAGAUCCUCGGGGGCGGGGAAGUGAGCUCCUUUAACUAAUCAAUUGAUGGAACACAUUAAACAUUUCAGGUACUUAAUCCUAUUACUUCAUUACUUAAUAGAUUUUUGAACGUUUUCUUUCAAAGACUACCACUUCCGUCUCCCAGCUCUUCUACAUAACACAUCUCUUUCCUGCUCAAACCCCAGAGAGCAAGUAUAGGCAAGUCCCAGAUGUCUUGGGACUACAACUCCCAUCAUCCCUGACCACUGGUCCUGUUAGCUAGGGAUGAUGGGAGUUGUAGUCCCAAAACACCUGGAGGGCUGAGUUUGCCUAUGCCUGCCAGAGAGGGUUUAAAAACACUCUGUCAAGCACUACAACCCAGCAAUAAAUCCCAACUCAGCAAUAGAUGUUAUCAUAGAUCCAAGGAGGUAUAGUCCCAGCAAAUAUUUUCCUAUUUUCUCCUCCAUAGAAGAGAACACUCUGUUACUGCUAAAACCACACAGAUGCUUGCUAUUUGCAUACAGGAUAUUCACUUAUACACAUGACCUUAGCAGAUUUGACAUGUAUUCUCUAUUUGUGUCCUGUCACGUAAUAAUUAGAUUGCAACCAUACUCGGUUGUUCUUGUACCGUUUCUAAAAAUUAUUUUAGCUUUCUUUUUUGAGGAUAUGUCUGCAAAAUGUCAUAGGACCAACUUGGAAGGAGGUUCAGAAAUCAGCAAUGAUGCUAACAAGAACGCUAACCAAUGGCAAAUGUAUUGUGAAUCUAAAUUUUCAUCUAUGUAGAAAUUCGAAUUUUGGAAGACAAUAGGGAUUUGGAAUCUUCUCUGCAAAAGAUCAGCAUGCCUACCACAGAUUUUGACAAACUUGAAGUGGAUGGUAUAAGUAAGUACAAUCGACUAUGUAUCCUCCCCUUUUGCUUUUACAUUAUGCGUGACAAGGGAAGUAGUGGCUAUGGUAGGUAUUUAAAGGCUUCAUGUUUGGUAACUGUGGUCCUUUCCAGACUGCCAAGGAUUCAAGGAUUCAAUCACCUACCAGAAAUGCAAGUUGGUGCAAUUGAAGUGGAUUAAAGCAUUCUGUCACCCUGACUCAACAAACCCACUUUUUUUCUUUUUUAAAGAGACUUCUUGCAAUUGAGAAAGUGAUGGGAAAUUGCACUGAAAAGUGUGGGAUGUAGGAAGAUGUAUAACCACAGUACAAGCAAAACAGGAUGAAUGCUCUUUGUCAUAUACUUUCCCUGCAAAGAAAUCAGAACGAAUGUUUAGUAAUAAGUAGACAUAGGGUUCAUACACACAUCUGCUUGUGCCCUGACUAGAAAGCAUGGGUUCGACCAUUUUCUCCCUUGCCCUGCUCCUUCCUAAGAGAAAACCCGCUCUUUAGAGAUAGAUUGGAACAAAUGGCAAUCUGGGGAAAGCCCAAAUUGCUGUUUGUUCCGACUGAGCCUUAAAGAGUGGUUUUAUCUAGGGGAAAGAGGAAGUGUGGAGAAGCCCAUAGUCUAACCCCCACAUAAGCUUUGUGCAGGCAAAUCAGGGUAAAUGACGCAUAAGCAGGCCAUCUGAAGGAGCCCCAUAGCUGCACAGAAAUAUGGCAGUUUGCCACCUUGAGCAGUGCAAGACGCCUAACGUGACUGGAAUGCUGUGCACAGUCCUGAUUGCCCCACACCCAGAAUGAUAUUGUAGGAAAUGGCAGCCAAAACUAUCAAGAGGCUAGAGCAGCUCCCUUGUGAAGAAAGGCCUUUUUAAUUUAGAAAAACAACAACUGGCAGGAAGGGGGCAUGGUGGAGGUAUGUAGAAUGAUGCCUAUUGUGGAGAAAGUGGACACAGAGACAUCUUUUCUCCCUCAUAGUACUAGAACUUGAAGGAAAGGUCACUCUAUGAAACUUAAUGCACCAGUGAUUCGGAAGAGACCUCCCCACCCCAAACUACUUCUUCACAAAAUGCACAAUUCCUUUGCAGAAUUCGCUAUCACGAGAUGCACGAUGGAUCUUCUUCAUUCGCUAUUUGUAAUCCCCUCUCUCCCUCUCCCUCUCUCUUCAGCCUUGUGGUACAAAAUGGUGCUCCCUCCACGGUUUGAUAAAUCCAAGAAGUAUCCCCUUCUCAUACAGGUGUAUGUAAAAUUGUGUUUAUUUAUCAUUGCUUGCUUCCUUUCUUUAACAUAACUUUGCUUUAUUUGGGUGUCCCUUAACAAUUAUUGUCAAAUACGCUCACGGCUAGUGACCAUAGAGUAGUAAAAUAUCUUUAAGUUAUAAGAUCAGGCCUGGUGAACCUCAGGUCUGAGGGCCACUUUUAUUUGGUCCUUGGGACUCUACUUCCCAAGCUACAUCUCUGCCCAAGGCUAAGCCCCUCACCAGCCUUGCUCUGCGUCUACCUCAAGUGCUUUUGCCUGGUUGGAAGGUGUUUCUGAAGUGUGAUAAUGCCAGUUGUCUGCCUGGAUAGAGAAUGGGAGGGUGGGAACCUCAGUUGUUUUCCAUCCCUUGACUAUAGCCUCCUAUAUACUCACUUUCCUCCCCUGCCCCCACCCUCUGUCAUGCAUUCCCCAGCAGGUUCCUACAAGGGAAUGUGACUGGGGCUGAUGGGAGCUGGAGUAAUCUGGAGCGCCCCGGGUCCCCCAGCCCUGUGUUAGGCAAUGCAGUGUGACAAAACACCUUACCUAGUAACAAUAUAUUAUGUACCACAAUAUAGAAACAAAAAGGAAGGCAACGUGCCCAAGCCCUCUCAGGUGUGAACCUGAGCAAUACCAUUUUGCCUAGGCUCUGUAUUUGUCAAAGAUUUAUUUUUUUUGGCCACCAUUUCCUUUUGCUUUUUUCUUUAAUAAAAGGGAGUGUUUUGUAGUCCAUUGUGCUGAAUUUGAGAUUCUGUGAAUUUUCGCUGCAGGUACGGAGGACCUUGCAGUCAAAGCGUGAAACACACGUUUGGGGUUAGCUGGACGACCUACCUUGCGAGCAAAGAAGAGAUUGUGGUGGCUUUCGUGGAUGGAAGGGGGACGGCCUUCCAAGGAGAUGAAAUGUUAUACGCGGUCUAUCGGAAACUUGGGGUUUAUGAAGUUGACGAUCAGAUCUCAGCUGUAAGGUAAGGGAAAGAGUGCAGUUCUGCAAACCUACAGUGCAAGCCUCUAGGAGAAAGGACUUUGUGGCUUCUUUUUUUCUUUUUUUUUAAAAGAUAUUUAUUAAGAUUUUCAGAAUAUUACAAAACAUAAAAAGAAAAAAGAAAAAUACAAAGUAAAAAUAGUUAAAAACAAUUCCUUCCUUCCGUUACUUAGCCUUCAUUUGCUUAUUUCCAGGACCUCCUCGCACCUCCCUUUUUUGUAUUCCAGUUCGGUUGUUAGUUCAACAAAUCCCUCCCCUCUUUAUGUAUCCUAAUCAUUAAUCAUAAAAUAUUGUAAUUUUAAAUUUUUACAUAUUAAUAAACCAUUUUUUCAUGUUCCCUUAUAACAUUUCAGCUAAAGACCACUUAGUUUCUGUCCAACAUCAUUCUAACAUUCAUUAAUUUUGCAAUAUUUCUGUAGAUAGUCUUUAAACUUCUUCCAAUCUUCUUCCAUCGACUCUUCUCCCUGGUCUCGGAUUCUGCCAGUCAUUUCCGCCAAUUCCAUAUAGUCCAUCUGUGUGGCUUCUGUAUAGUGCCGAUAUAGCUCUCGUUGCUAGACAAAUGUGGCAUCUUAAAUAUUAGAUGCAUAUAGUCCAGCAUCCUAUUCUCUCAGUGGCCAACUAGAUACCCAUGGGAAGCCCACAAACAGAAUCUGAGAGCAACAACAUUCUCCCCACCUGCGCUUCCUAGCAACUGAUGUUCACUGGUAUACAGCAGUGGAGGUAGCACAUAGGAGCUGAAAGUAAUAGAUUCUCCAGGAAUAAGUAGCUCUAUUCUCCAUGAAUUUGUCUGAAUUUUCUUAAUUAUCAUGCUAGUUCAAAUUUCAUUCUCUUCUGGGAACAUUACAAAGAACACCUUGAAUUUAGAUAUACUAACAAACAUCAGGGUGUUCUUUUCAUGCAUGAGGUACUUGGUCACUUGUUUGCGGAUGCAGCAAUGUUUUUUGCUUGUUCCCACACUCAUCAUCCGUUAUCACCGAGCAAAUAAUCCCAUUUUGGCAAAAUGAGCAUUACUUGAUGAAAGAGGUUGCUUCUGGACCCAGCUUUCCCACUGAAGUGGGGCCUAGAAGCAGCUGUGACUGUUACAACAGCAGUGGUCAUUCCUGGAUUGGGAGAGCUUGACCAAAGUAGUUCAGGCAUUGGUGACUUCAGUAAUGAUUUCCUGCAAUGCACUGUAUGUGGGGCUUCCGUCGCACUUUACCCAGAAACAGCAGUUAGGGCAGAAUGCUGCAGCACUGAUGCUGACAGGAGUGAGACCCUAUUAGCAUAUAACAGCUCAACUCAGAGAUUUUCACUGCUUGCCGAUUUGUUACUGGGCCAAGUUCAAGGUUUUACCAUUGGUAUAUAAAGCCCUUAAUGGUUUGGGACAAGUUUACUUGCAAUAUUACCUUACAACAUAUACGUACAUUCGACCACUUCAGUCUGCGGAAGUGGCCCUGCUACAGGGUGCCACGUAUUACUAAUUCUGCAGUUGAAACAAAUCAGUCUUUUACACCUUGGAACUCCCUGCCUGUUGAUACCUUUAUUCUGCUCUUCUCGUUGCCCGCCUAGACAUGUAGUAAUUGCAUCUGUUUUAGCUUAUUGUUGAUCUUAAUUGUUUAUCAGUUUUUGAAUGUUUUUAACUGUCUUUUAUAAACCAUUUAAUAUUAUGUCUUAUCUUAUUGGUGAACCUCUUUGAAUUUUUUAUUUUAUUUUAUUUUUUACAAUCCGUUGGUAAAAGGGCUUUGCAAAUGAUGUAGGGUUGCUUGUGAAUGGCAGAGUCGGAAAUAGAACCCAUGAACUCUGGUCUCCAACACCUGUGAUCUAUAUACCUGAUAACAUGCCUAUCUAAACAGGUUUUAUCUCUCCUGUCCUCUUUCUGCUUAUUGACUCUUCCAUUUCCUCUUCAUAUCAAGAAUCAUGUUGCUUUAACCUCACUUUAAAAAAACAACCAGCAACAAAGAUUGACACAGAUGAGACGUUACACUAUUUUGAGCCCCACAGCCAUCACUUACUUGCUUUUCUAUUGCACUGCGCAAGAACGCCUUGUUUUAUAGUAACCAUAAAACUUAUGAAUUGGCUUUAAUUGCUCUAAAGUGUUCAGAUACAACAGAAGAUGUGGCGGGUGCCCAUCCAACUAGGUUAAGCUAAAACCAAGCUGUUCUUCUGUUCGUUCAUUCAUUCAUUUAAUUUGGGAAAUUUAUAGACAACUAAACAUUAGCAGAUAUCGUAAUGGUGUGCAACAUUAAAAAUACAAGAGAGACUGGAAACAUUUCCCCCCCAAAAAACAGAAAAAUCUGAGACUGCCCACAUCUGUUGGCAGUCUGCUGUAAAAAGUUUGUGUGUGUGUGUGGAACUGGUUCAGCUUGCUGCAAAAUAAAAAUAAAAGGAAAAAUAUAUCUGAAACCAUGCAUUCAAUUGACUUCAGUUGUUGGGGCCCAGUGUGCAUUCAGUGUGGUUUGCACUAGAAUGGUGGCAGCUUUUCAGCUCCAAAUCUGCAAGCAAACAGGUAACUGCAAAGGCCAAGAACUCGGACAGAGAAUGCUGUGGCAAGAGAAAUUUGCUGAGUCUCUCCACCUGUUCUGAAUUGCCCACGUGCUCUGUGGGGGCUCCUCCUCAGGGAGGUUGAUGAGGUUCCUGGUGUGAAAAUGGCCUUGUUUGUUUUUCUUUGAAAUUUGGCUUCCUCAAGUUUUUAUUUUGUAAUAAUAAUUUAAAACAGCAAGCCGCAGACUGGGGAAUAGUAAACAGCUGCUUGACCUACUUGUUUCUGCCGUUCUGUCAUUUCCUUUUCUUCUUUAACCACUUGCCCUCUCAUAGCUUGUCUUUAGCUAUUAUUAUUUUUUACAUUUUUCAUGGAACUGGCUGCUGCUUUAAGAGAAUGUGUCAAAUCAACCCCCUUUGGCACCUGCCCACAACUCCAUUUAGAUAUAGCACACUACACCAUGGUCUUAGGAAUGCAAUCUGCAGUCAUUUUGGUUCUCUUCAAGCUCAAAAACUACAGACGAAAUCACUAGGAUUCAAAAACAAUAGCAAAGGCUAUUGAUGAAAAUAACAAUACAAUAUGUUGCAAUGUUGAUACAUAAAAGCACAUGUGGAAUAAGCUCGUAUUGUAGCCAAAAAUAGACUGACAAUACAGAAUUACCCUCUGAGGUGGAAUCUGGAAUGAAUGCACUAGAGUUGUUGUCUAGUUCUCUGCAUUGUAUAUUGUUUUUGUUGCUUUCUCAAAACCAACUUAGAAAUGAAGACAUUCUUGUGGUUGGCAGCUGGAGAAAACCCCCCUAGAUUAUCUGAUGUAAAUAAUCCCAAGUAAUUUAGCCGGCAAAACUCUCCAAAAUAUUGUUUAUUGGUUCUCCAGAAGCUGUAAUGCAAAAUACUGUAAUUUGCUUUAAGUUGCCAGCUAUCUUCCCUGUCUGAGCUCUCUUUAAGUAGCUUUCAGCCUGCAUUUAUGUUCCUCAUUCUUUUAGCUAGAGAGCUACAAAUAUGCACAAUGCUUUCCCCUUGUUCAUUACUGAGUUACUCAGAGGAAAAGUUUUAGUCUUGUGCAAAUCAGCUGUGUAGGAUUGCUGGGAGAGACUAAGUUGCCUAAAGCCAUUCAUAAUAGAUGGGUCAGGUUUUCAGCUUGGGAUUCUCCUCACGGUAGCCACUGUCCUGCGCUGGAAAAUACCAGAGCAAAAGGGUUUCGAGCAUGUCCUAAGAUGGGUGGAUAUUUGGGGUCUGUUUAUUACAAGGGUGGGCAACAUGAAGUCUUUGUCUUAAUUUCAUGUGUGUGGCUAGGAGGUGAAAAGAGAGGUGACAAAAAGAGAGGAAAGUGAGUGGCAGAAAGAGAGGACUUUUCAUGAAGACUUUAAAAAACAAUAAUAAUUACAAACUCAUGUUGAAAUAUCAAGCUAUUUAGAGCUUUAUAGGUCAUAACUACUGAUUUGAAUUAUUAAUGGUAUAAGGCUUGAUUGAUUUUGAAUCAGGCUUUGGAUAAUAAUAAUAAUAAUAAUAAUAAUAAAUUUUAUUUAUAUCCCGCCCUCCCCAGCCAAAGCCAGGCUCAGGGCGGCUAACAACAAAUAAAUAAUCAAACAAUUAAAUAGUCCAACAUUCUAAAACAUUUCAUUAUAAAAAUUAAUUAAAAUCAAAUUAAUGGCAACCGUUGAGCAAAGUUCUGUGUAGGUUGCCGGAGGUGGGAGUCAGGCUGGGCCCUGACCAAAGGCCUGGUGGAACAACUCUGUCUUGCAGGCCUUGCGGAAAGAUGUCAGGUCCCGCAGGGCCCUAGUCUCUUGUGACAGAGCGUUCCACCAGAUUGGAGCCGCAGCCGAGAAAGCCCUGGCUCUAGUUGAGGCCAGCCUAACCUCUCUGAGGCCUGGGACCUUCAGGAUGUUUUUAUUUGCAGACCGUAGGUUCCUCUGUGGGGCAUACCAGGAGAGGCGGUCCCGUAGGUACGAGGGUCCUAGGCCGUAUAGGGCUUUAAAGGUUAAAACCAGCACCUUAAACCUGAUCCUGUACUCCACCGGGAGCCAGUGCAGCUGGUAUAGUACCGGAUGAAUGUGAUCUCGCAGCGAAGACCCCAUAAGGAGUCUCGCCGCGGCAUUCUGCACCCGCUGGAGUUUCUGGGUCAGUCUCAAGGGCAGCCCCACGUAGAGCGAGUUACAAUAAUCCAGUCUGGAGGUGACCGUCGCGUGGAUCACAGUGGCUAGGUCAGGGCGAGAGAGAUAAGGGGCCAACUGCUUAGCUUGGCGGAGAUGAAAAAAUGCCGCCUUUGUUAUAGCUGUAAUCUGCGCCUCCAUAGAGAGGGAGGUAUCGAAGAUUACACCCAAACUCUUAACGGACGGUGCUGGCACUAAUUGCACCCCGCAAGAGAUGGGAGUUGCCCCCAAUCCCAUAUCGUCCCGUCCCAGCCAGAGGACCUCUGUCUUCGAAGGAUUUAACUUCAACCGGCUUCCGCGUAACCAUCCAGCCACAGCUUCCAAACAUCUGGUCAGUGUGUCUGGGGCCGAGUCAGGAUGGCCAUCCAUCAACAGAUAGAGUUGGGUGUCAUCGGCAUACUGAUGGCAACCCAGCCCAAAACUCCGGACAAGCUGGGCGAGGGGGCGCGUAAAGAUGUUAAAAAGCAUCGGGGAGAGUAUCGCACCCUGAGGCACUCCACACACCAAGGAGUGGCGGGAUGACACUUCCCCCCCAAGCGCCACCCUCUGUCCCCGACCGGAGAGAAACGAGCGCAGCCAUUGAAGGACUGUGCCCUGGAUCCCCACGUCGGCAAGGCGGUGGUCCAGGAGUUCGUGAUCAACCAUGUCGAAGGCUGCUGACAGAUCUAGAAGAAUCAGCAGCCCCGACCCGCCUCGAUCCAGCUGCCUACGGAGAUCAUCUGUUAGGGCGACCAGAGCCGUCUCGGUCCCAUGACCAGCGCGGAAGCCAGACUGGAAUGGAUCUAGAGCCGAUGUUUCAUCCAGAAACCUACCAAGCUGUUCAGCAACCGCUCUCUCAAUCACCUUACCCAGGAAUGGAAGAUUCGAAACCGGGCGGUAAUUGGAUAGAUCUAAGGGAUCUAAUGAUGUUUUCUUUAAGAGCGGGCGCACCACUGCCUCCUUCAAUUCCCCUGGAAAUAUCCCGGUGCCUAGGGACAAAUUGAUGAUAUCCCCCAGGGGGGCCCGCACCUCGUCUGGACACGCUCUAAUCAGCCAAGACGGGCACGGGUCAAGAGGACAGGUGGUGGGCUUUCCAGCUCGGAGGAGUCUGUCCACAUCGGCUGGGGAUAUCCGAUCAAAGUGGUCCAAUACUGGACCCGAGGACAGUCGAGGGGCCUCCAGUUCCUUUAUUGUAUCCAAAUUGGCAGGGAGGUCAUGGCGGAGCAACAGGACCUUCUCCGCAAAAAAGCUUCGCAAACGCCUCACAGCUAUGUGUCAGAUUGUUAUUUAAAUUUGGCUGUCCUUCAAGGGACGUUAAAGACCUAAUUAUACUAAAUAAUUGCGCCGGGCGAGAGCUAGCGGAUGCAAUGGAGGCCGAGAAGUAAGACUUCUUAGCGGCCUUCACCGCCAUCUCAUAGGUUUUCAUAAAAACCCUAUAAGAUGUUCUUGAGGCUCCGUCACGGGCACCCCGCCAUACUCGCUCUAGCCGUCUGAGGUCCCGCUUCAUUUUCCGAAGCUCCUCGGUAAACCAGGGAGCCCGGUUUCUGCGGAGUCGCAGAGGGCGCUUAGGUGCGAUCUCAUCUAUGGCUGCCAGGAGCUGGGUAUUCCAGCCCUCAACAAGCUCAGUCAAUGAGUCGCCAGGGGGAGCAAGGUCCCGCAAGGCUUGACGGAAUCUAUCAGGGUCCAUCAGCCUCUGCGGGCGAGCCCAAAUCGGCUCGCCACCUAAGCAGGGUGGGGGUGGAAAGUCAAUAUGCUUUGAUAAUUUCCAUGUUAAAUUACCAUCAUCACAGUACCUUGCUCUUCAUGAAAACUGAGUCAGUAUUUGAAAUUGAGUACACCAAGUAUUUUAUAGCAUAACUUUCUUGCAAGCGUAUGCGACAAGAGGAGUAGAUCAGUUCUAAGAUAACCAGGGUUCCUCAUCACAUCCAAACAUAGCGAGCCCCAGUUUGAUCCUGGCUUGUAUGAAUUUAAGAUGCAACGGGGGAAUUCUGGUUAGUUUAAAUUAAAACCAGAAGCUUUCAGUCUCCUCCUCCUGCAGCACAGCAGAAGACGACGGGGAAGAGUACUGAGCCUCCCCAUAAUGCCCUAAACUAUUGUGUCAUGUUACUAUCCAAAGUGUCCCAUUGUGUGCAGCACUGCUAGUUUCAAACCCCAGUUUAAAUCAUAGAGCGUAUGAACUCAUUAGAGCAAUAACCAUAAUUUUCUGCUGCAUAACAACAACAACAAAUCUUAAUGGAACCCCAAAAUAUUCAAAAACAAAAGCUAUUUAAUCACCUUUGUUUUUUGAACUAACGAAACAUCAUUUUCCCCCCUUUUGAACAGAAAGUUUAUAGACAUGGGAUUUAUUGACGAAAAAAGGAUAGCCAUAUGGGGAUGGGUAUGUAUACUUUUUUUAAAAAGCUUGUUUAACCUUGUUCUGCUUACAGCUCCUUUUGUAAAUGCCUUGGUGAAGCACAUGGAGGUUUCUUAUGCAUGGGCCCCCCUUUGUUCAUCCUUCUCCAUGGGACAUCUAGACUGUUGCAUGUCUGUAAUAUAUUCUAGAUUUAAUCACCACCCCAGCUGUGUCAACACUCUCCUUCCUCUGGGCUUGAUUCUUUAUGAGAUUCUGAGAUAAUGCUGAACCAUAGUUUAGCAUUAUGAGAAUGAGCAUAGAUGAGGUUUGUGAUCACAUGCUUUCCCUUCCUCCUCUGGUGUGGCUGACAGCUUUGAAAGCUUUUUGCUUCCAUUUUAGACAUCAUGAUGGCCAAACCUGGGCAAACUGUAAUCUAAAUGUGCUUCAUGCAUCUAAACCAGGGGUCAGCAACCCGCGGCUCCGGAGCUGCAUGUGGCUCUUUUACACCUUUGCGGGGCGGAUACUAGCGAGGGGAGGAGGCGCAUUGUGUGCCCCGAUACUCCCCACUGUUUUAAAUGUCGCAAUGGUUUUGUGGCUCCCAGUUGUUUUUUCUUCGGUCCAAGUGGCUCUUUUUGUCUUAAAGGUUGCAGACCCCUGAAAACAUAUCAUCUCUUUUUGUCAAGGACUUCUGCUUGAGCAAUGGAACUUCAUCUCUCUCUCCCUCUCCCCCUGCACAUCUGUUCCAGAGGGUUGGAGGGGAAACCCAAAACAGAAUGGGUCCGAGUGGUUUUCUGUUUCCCUGCCACUUUCCCUGGGAAAACCUACUCUUUAGCUCUGAAUCGGAACAAACGUCAAUCUGCAGAGAACCCGAUUGUCACUUGCUCUGAUUCAGCAGUGAAGAUUGGGUUUUCCCGGGGGAAAGUGGUGGAACAAGCACAAGUCUGGAUGAGCCUAUUAUGAUUUAAUGGCAGUUUGUUAAACCUAGGAUGAACAAUUCCCCAUCACGAUCCAGUACAGAGCCUGAAGACUUAAGUCAGUUGCUGGCCAACAAUUAAUUUCAAGUCUCUGAUGAUUUCCAUUUUGUUAACGUUACUUAGUCUCUGAUUAUCUCCCAAGAAGUGUUACGGUCUCACUCUCUUCAGCUGUGCUCUUUCGCCAGGAAAAAUUAUCUUAGGUCUGUCACUGCUUGUUUUUCCUGUUUUUCUUCCUUGGCCUGGAUUCCCAUAAGAGCAGCUUGCCCAGAAGCACAAUACAGGACAGAGUAAACUUGUUGGUAUUGGAUAUGUUGGAGGUCAAACUAUUUUAUUUUAUUGUUUUGAUGCCGAGUGCUUAUAUUAACAAACUUUGAUUUAUUUUAUUUAUUGGGCUGAUGGCCAACGUUGACAUAGCUAUAGGCGUCCUCUUCUAGCAGGGUGUGAUUGAAUGAUGCUAUGGAUAAGGUAUUCUGAAGUUGGGCUUAGUAUCUGGGAAAUAGUGGGUGGGAAACAGUGGUGGGUGUACAUGCUGUGUUUGCUAAGCUCACCCAGUCCCGAGAAAACCCAAGGGAAAGUAGCAUAAAUAACAUAGGAAGAACAUGUUUCUUUCCCCCGGGAAAGUUCAUAAAAUACAGUGGUACCUUCGGUUACAUACGCUUCAGGUUACAGACGCUUCAGGUUACAGACUCCGCUAACCCAGAAAUAGUACCUCAGGUUAAGAACUUUGCUUCAGGAUGAGAACAGAAAUUGUGCUCCGGUGGUGCAGUGGCAGUGGGAGGCCCCAUUAGCUAAAAUGGUCUUCAGGUUAAGAACAGACCUCCGGAACGAAUUAAGUUCUUAACCCGAGGUACCACUGUAAUUUGUCUUUUAUGACUGACAUUGCCAUUUGUGUGUCAAAGCUUCUCUCUCUGCCCAUCUCCCCUCCAUUUUGCUCUCGUUUCUUGGCAUUUUAGUUUUUUGGCCCAUGGGAAGGAAUUGUCUUUUAAGUUUUAAUUCUUUAGAGCACGUUGAUUAUCUUUGGGCACUUCAAAAACCGUGGAACAUCCUCUAAGGCAAGUUCUGCUCAGUGGAUAUUCCCAUCAGCUGGUGGCGCUGUGGUCUAAACCACUGAGCCUCUUGGGCUCACCAAUCAGAAGGUCAGAGGUUCAAAUCCCCAUGACGGGGUGAGCUCCCGUUGCUCUGUCCCAGUUCCUGCCAACCUAGCAAUUCAAAAGCACACCAGUGCAAGUAGAUAAAUAGGUACCACUGUGACAUGAAGGUAAGCAGCAUUUCUGUGCGCUCUGGCUCACAGUGGCCACAUGACCCGGAAAGCUGUCUGUGAACAAACACCGGCUCCCUCAGCCUGAAAGUGAGAUGAGCGCUGCAACACCAUAGUCGCCUUUGACGGGGCUUAACCGUCCAGGGGUCCAUUACCUUUUUUACCUUUUACCCAUCAGCUGAAGGAUGGAAGGGAGAAGUGAUGCUUACAGAUUUCCCCCUUCAGUCCCUUGUGCCCUGCAAAAAUAAUAAUAAUAAUAAUUCUUACUGGUCCCCUUCUUGCUCUUUCCAGAUGCUAAGCCCUCUGUCUCUCUGAGUCAAUUGGUCCAGCUGUGAACUCAUCCUCACCCACUAGUCCCCAGUUAUUUGGAUAUUUUGCCAGGAGGCAGCAGACGUGGGUGACAGCCACCAUUCCACCCUAGAUGGCAGGCAGCUAAGCAUUUCAGCAUUGUGGGUGUGAUCAGAAGCAAGGGAUUAUGUAACUGUGUGGGAUGAUCAGAGCCUGCUUCAUGAUGUUCUUGAAUACAGGGCACGAAGGCACUGUACUCUGAUGCUCCAAGUCUUUAUUUAGCUGCUACACACCAGAGUUCUGUCAGUAGCUCUGUGAUUUAUUUCCUUUGAGAAGGCACUUGAUGAAGAUCCAUGCGGAAUGUCAGUGGGCUGCUCCCUUGUAGCUCCCGCUUGUCCAUCCCAUUCCUGUGCAUGUUUACUCAGGAGUAAGUUCAGUAGGGCUUGGUUCCAAGUGACUGUGCAUAGGAUUGCAAUGUGAAUGUUUACUUAGAAGUUAGUAGGUCCCACUGUGCACCAUGAAUCUUACUCCAAAUAAUGUUUAUUUUUAGUUACCACAUUUGUAUGGCCACCCGGUUUUACCUCUUCACAGUGACUGGAAGAGGUAUCUAGCCAGUCUAUGUGAGUGUAGUUGAAGUCACCCAUUACUACAACAUUUCCUCUCUUGGGUGCUUCCUUGAUUCCAUUCUGCAUCUCAAGGUCUUCCUGAGCAUUUUGAUCAGGGGGACAAUUUCACAUCCCCAGUACUAAAUUACUCUUGAGGCCCGGCAGGGCUUUUUUCCAGCCAGAACCCACCAGAAUUGAGUUCUAGCACCUCUCAGGUGGGCACCAUUGCCAUUAUAAGAGAACAAGGGAGUUCUCUUAUGGUGAGUUACAGCACCACUUUGUCUAGAGAAAUAGCACUGGGGCCCAGUAUCACCACCCAGCCUAUGCAGAGGGUUGGAGACCAUUCCAGAAAUGUGAAAUGCGACACAUCAGGAACAAGGAGGGAAGGACAAUUAACAUCAGGAUUGACUGCCCCGGUAGACCAUGCCCCCUGAGGUGGUCGCCUCACCAGGCUUCCUAGGUUGGCCAUGCCUGAAUAAAGAUCUAAUAAUAAUAAAUAAUAAUAAUUUUAUUAUUUAUAGCCCACCCAUCUGGCUGGGCUGCCCCAGCCACUCUGGGCCGCUUCCAGCACAUAUAAAAGCACGAUAAAACAUAAAACAUUAAAAACUUCCCGAUACAGGGCUGCCUUCAGAUGUCUUCUAAAAGUUGUAUAGUUAUUUAUCCACAAGGAGGGUGCCACUACCGAGAAGGCCCUCUGCCUGGUUCCCUGUAGCUUCACUUCUUGCAGUGAGGGAACUGCCAGAAGACCUUCGGAGGUGGAUCUCAGUGUCAGGGCUGAUUGAUAGGGGUGGAGAUGCUCUUCAAGUAUACAGGGUCGAGGCCACUUAGGGCUUUAAAGGUCAGCACUAACACUUUGAAUUGUGCUUGGAAUUGUAUCUAUGUUGUGAUCUUCUGCCUCUGGAGAUCCUGCCACGUGAGGAGGCCACCUCAUCUGGCUUCAUCAUGGGCUUGCCCUGGUACAUAGAUACAGCAGAAAGUUACUUUAUUGAAUUACUCUAGUGGUGUCCCAUCCAAAGAAAACUAAAUGCUCUAGAGCUGCUGUGGGGAUGGCACCACUUGAGGAAAUGAGGAUUGCUUAACGCCACCUGCCUUGCAGACUCUUUUCCUUACUGCUGCUUUCCCUCCCACUGCUCUUGAGAUUAGCAGCAUAGCAGAACAUCUGGUCACAAAGGACUACACCCCUAGGAAUCAAACUCACAAGGAAAGCUACUGCAUAAAUGGAAAGAAACUGCACAAGCCAUUUGCUUGCCCCUGUGCCUGGUGGAGAAUUACUCAGACUUAUGCUGGAGAAUCCUUGGCUUAUGUUGCUGCCUCAGCUGCCAAAGCAAAUAUUCCCUUUGGCUUUUGUGCUUUACCACUUGGAUUCUUAGAGAGCUAAUACUUCAUUUCAAGGUUACUAACUUCCAUCCCGUUUCUUCCUAGUCUUACGGUGGCUACGUUGCCUCGCUGGCACUUGGGUCUGGCACUGGAGUGUUUCAGUGUGGGAUGGCAGUGGCUCCUGUCUCCAGCUGGGAGUAUUAUGGUAUGGAAACAACUUGUCAACAUCACACCUUGAAAGCAGGGCAUAGACAAUGAAUUGUUUUAGCAAUGAUGUCACUGUGAGGUGCUCUGCCGCUUGCGAAAUUUACAAGAACCGCUGGCCUCAGCUAGGAACAAAUUCUUCAAAAUACACACGCACACCAAGCAUGGUUCUCUUUGGCUAAGGUUGCCUUUUGGGGUGUUACACACACACACACACACACACACCAAUCCCCAAGGCCGGUUUGCACAGUUCCUGGUUAUUACAGCAGUGAAUAUUGGGGAAAUAUGAGAAACUGAGCUGGCAGUCAAGGAAUGUGUUUCAUUUGGAAUAAUAUUGUUACAAAAAUUGUGUGCCACCCUCACCCUGCUGAGUGAUAGCAAGGGUCCAUGUUUUCCUAAGACUGCAACCCAAACCCCACUUACCUGCGGGGAAGUAAGCCCCACCAAAUUCAACAAGGCUAGCUUCUUCUGAGUAGACAUGGUUAGGAUUGCACUCUAAAAGGAUGGAAAGUAGGGGAAAGUGGGUGCAAGGAGGCUCUUUCAAAGUACAGCAGAGACCAUCCUUCACUCACAGCCAAGUGUGUAAUUCUUGGGACCAGAUUCAAAGGUUUCCCCCCUCUCCAGCAGCAUCUUAGAUGUGCAGUGAUCCACACAUAGGAACCCAUUUCCACGUAUAGCAAGACUGAAUUUAUAAAUAAAAGUUUCUUUGGCAUAAAGAAACCAACUUGCAAUUUAUGCAUUUUGCGGAGGAUUGUAUUAAAAUCACUCACCAUAGCCUUCCUGAGUUCUGAAUACGAGACAAGGUUGAAGAAGCAGUUAGCUUAAUAAAUUUUCCUUCCCUUUGCAAAAAAAUAUUUGCACAGACUGGAUUACGUGGUUGUCUGUGGCCCUUUUACAAGGAAAAAAAAGAGUUUGUUUUGGUGGAUGCUCAUAGCCUUAAGAUACCGCCAGCCUAACAUUUAUGACUACGUCUCCACCAGUCCCCUCCCACGACUGGCCCCGACUACUGCUGAUUCUUUCCCCAUAUUGCAAGGCAGCUAUUCCCAGAAGUAAAGCAAAAACACUCCCUCUGCAAAUUCCUUAGGGCCUGGUGCCGCCAAAGUUAAGCACUGUUAAGUUCUUUUGAUGCUAAAGGCAGAGAUAAGCACAUGUGCUCAAUUCCUUUCCUAGUGAGAUCAGUGGGAUUUUCAGAAUGUAAACUUCGGCUGAAUCAUGCUUUUAAUGUGGACCAGGACUGCACAACAUGCAACUAUGCUGGGAGUCAUGUAUUGUGCUUUGCCCUGCAUUUUUGCAGCCUUAGACAGCUCAUUAUUGAGUCCUCAGAAGGCUACUGUACAUGAAUUGCGGGCCAUUUUAUACACUAAUAACAAAACUGUGGAAACUUUUAGGAAAAGUUGUACUGUAUUUCUAAGAUUUGAUGGCUCUUAACAGUGUUUUUAAGACUAAAAUUAUAUAUCAUUAGAAAUAUACAGUCAUACCUCAUGUUACGUUUGCUUCAGGUUGAGCGUUUUCAGGUUGCGUCCCAUGGUGACCCGGAAGUACCAGAAAGGGUUACUUCUGGGUUUCGCCACUCGCGCAUGCGCAGAGAUGCAAAAUGACAUCACAUGCAUGCGCAGAAGCAGCGAAUCGCAACCCUAGCAGACACGGGUUGUGUUCUGCUCAUGUUGCAAACUGAAUGGAUCCGGUUUGCAACUAGAGGUACCACUGUACUUUCAUGCAGAAUAUAAUGCAAAAAACUAUGUUGAAUUAUUUUUAUUCUGAAGACAGGAUAUCCAUAUUUGGUAGUGAUGGAAUAAGGUGCAUAAGAAGAAGAACUGGAGAAGGUUUGCUGCCUAAAUGCAAUGCAGCUGCCAUCUAGUCUGAGACUGAUUGACAGCAAAAGGCAUGGGGAGAAUUUGUGUGAUUAAUGGUACUCUAAAUGGCGAGAUGUUAUGAAAUACCCUUUAUCUUUUAUUUUUGGGGUGUAUGCCUUCUUUUAUUUUGCUAUAACCUUUGAUAGUAUAAAGGUGAUUCAACAAACUUUGUUGCAUUAUAUUCUGCACUGGAUUGUCUUUCUAAUGAUAUAUGACUUUAUGGUAUUAUUCCCAAAAAGACUGAUGUUAUGAGCCACCAAAGCUCAGAAAUACAGAUUUUCCAAAAACUUUCUAUGUUUUCGCCACUAAUGUAUGUCUGGUGACUUGUGUCCAGUGGUUCACGAGUUACAGCAGGGCAAACGUCAGGUUUUAACAUUCUUUGUGGGAAAUUAAGAGCAAUAUCUUUGAACAUCUGAAUGCAAGGAGUAAACCUUGCUGACAUUUGCUAUUCAAGAAGAACAUCAGAUGAGCCUGCUGGAACUUGCCAAUGGCCCAUCUAGUCCAGAAACCUGUUCUAACAGUGGCUGACCAGAGGCCUAUGGGAAGUCUGCAAGCUGGACAACACUCUUCCUUUCUGUGGUUUCCAGCAGCUGGUAUUCAGAGGCGCACAGCUUCCAUCCAUGGAGGCAGACCAUCCUCUCUCUCUUGUGGCUACUAGCCAUUGACAUUCUUGCCUAUGGACUUUCGUGUGUGAAUCCUGUCAUCAACAUGCUAUUGUAUCUUGCAGCAUCCAUCUACACGGAGAGAUUUAUGGGCCUCCCAACCAAAGAAGACAAUCUGGAGCACUACAGAGUAAGAAUAACGAAACAUUUCCCUCUCUUUCUUCUUCUCCUUUUACCAGUUAACCUCAACUUCCUUCCCUGCCUUUCUUUCCUUGGCUUAGUGGUAUGUGUGCCACUUCUACCAUCCACUGCUUCCAUGAUACUUGAGUGUAGAUUCGGAGAAGUUGGUAGCAAAAUCGUUUGAUGAGAAUGGUUUGUUACCUUGUGCACUGUUGUCUACUCAAGGUCAGAGUCUGGACCUACUAAUUAGAAGUAGGCCUCUUAGCUUCUUAAUUCCCCCUCCCUCUCUCUCUUCACUGGACUCAGCUACAUUAGUAAAGGAAAAGCAUUUUAAAUGUGUUAUAACAUUGUGACACCAGGUGCCACUGUAGAGUUCCAUCUUUCACUAAUGUGAUUUCCCCUUAUGAGGUUGACAACACGUUUUCCUGAAAUGUUUUUUUUUUUAUGUGUGUAGAUCCAGCCACUUUCUUUAAACUCCUUUUCUAUUCUUUUUUUUUAAUCUUCAAAUUGCAACACACCAAAAUGCAAUCUCUGGGAAAUUAAAAAGGCAAAAGAGAAAAGAGAAAAAAACAGCAUGCCACCAUCAUAAAAGGGUUUUAUGUUUCGCAACCACUGAGUUGUUCAUUUCUGUCUCUCCCCGCCCUCCACUUUGCAGAAUUCGACAGUGAUGGCAAAAGCAGAGAACUUCCGUGAUGUGGAGUACCUUCUCAUCCAUGGAACAGCAGAUGGUGAGGUUUAUGAAAAGCUAGUACAGAUACCGAGAAAUCACUUCGGUUAGGAAACGCUAAGCUUUCUUCUGUGUCCAUGAUUAGGGUCAGUACUCGCAACACAUUUUAUGUUUUUCUUUCCAGAACAUCAAACAAAGCUGACUCAUUGUUGAUCAUGAUUCUAUGUCUGCUGUAGAGUUUAAUAACUCAUGGCAUGUCUAAUGCAGCACAAUUGUGUGCUUUCUGGUAUUUUACCAGGUGUGUUUGGGUUUUUUUUUUAACCAGUCAUUUUCAUUUUGUCCCCCCCCCCCCUUUCUCGUUUCAGAUAAUGUACAUUUUCAGAACUCAGCACAGAUCUCCAAAGCCUUAGUCAAUGCACAAGUGGAUUUCCAGGCAAUGGUAGAUAUUAUCAAACAAUUUAAUUAUAAUGUUUCACUGUUUAAUUCCAAGAUUAGGUUUAUCAGAGACUGGAUGUAGUUCAGCAUGAGAGCACAUGGUUUGCAGGAACUUCCAAGCUGAGUUUCCAGUUAAAGGAUCUCGGGUAUUUAUUUUUUUAAAAAAUGUAUUGAAAACAUUAAAUGGGCAGAACUCUGAAAUCCCUCUAAUUGUUUUUCACGUUAAAAUGUUGUUAAAAAAACCCAAAACAACCAAAGAGAGAGAGUGAAUGAACUGCUUCUCCCGAAGCACCACAAAAUACCUGAAAGUCACCUUUCCCUGAUCUCUGAUAGAUAUGAAUGGUUCUGCUCACUCUGUACAUGCUCAGAGGUGCACUAUUCAAUAUUACUUUUGUGCUCCAAGAAUAAAGAUGUGUAACUGAAAACAGGUUAUAUAGGUAAUGCUUAGUUAGCUGUAAAAGCUGGGAGACAGUUGGAUCCCUGAUGGAUCUUUGGAACUGCAGCCCUGACCAUUUCCUUACAUGCAAGUUUAAGCAGAUGGGAAGAGGAAAAUCACAGAUAUUUUUGUAUCCCCUGGGGAGGAGGGCCAGGUUUACUUCUUUGGUUCCUGAAACAGCAGACGUUCCCUGUGCCUCAUCACAGGUUGAGACUGCCUUUGAAACUCUUUUCAAAAGUGUGGUUUGCUGUGUAGCAUUUGGGGGCAGCAGGGAGGGGAGGGUUGCUGUUCACAGAACUAGUUUCCACUGGUACAGUGGUACCUCAGGUUAAGAACUUAAUUCGUUUCGGAGGUCUGUUCUUAACCUGAAACUGUUCUUAACCUGAAGCACCACUUUAGCUGAUGGGGCCUCCUUCUGCCGCCGCAGCACGAUUUCUGUUCUCAUCCUGAAGCAAAGUUCUUAACCCGAGGUACUAUUUCUGGGUUAGCGGAGUUCUGUAACCUGAAGCGUAUGUAACCUGAAGCGUAUGUAACCUGAGGUACCACUGUACUUUAGAUUCUAGUACUGUAAUUAACUAUGGGGUUAAAAUACGUGUUUCUCUUCCUCUUCAGUGGUAUGCUGACCAGGACCAUGGGAUUCCAGGCCUUUCUCUUAAGCACCUCUACACCCACAUGACCCAUUUCCUCAAGCAGUGCUUUUCCCUGGCUUAAGGAAAGUCCCUCCUCUCCAUGGGCCUGCACAGCAAGGAGAACGACGCGUGCUUUGCUAGAAAGCAACACGAGCUGCACAGAUUAAGCAUAUUCUGGAAGCGGGAUAAGAAAGCGAGAAUUAAAGAAGGCUUGGCAUGGACAGUCUCUUGUGGACACAUGAGCAUUAGCAAAUAAUAUUACAGUUUGCGUCCAGGUACAUAUAUUUGUUAGGAAACAAAUGAACAAUAAAAUAAAAAUAAAAACAAGUGUUUUGAAGGCUA